This is a messenger RNA of Xyrichtys novacula (pearly razorfish), 85677 nucleotides long. The record is from the annotation of a GenBank genome assembly. NCBI's taxonomy places the organism in Eukaryota, Metazoa, Chordata, Actinopteri, Labriformes, Labridae.
ACACACUCUCUCUCCCCCUCAGUGCUGCAGCCCACCCUGCUCCGAGCUUUAAUGGUACAUGCCAUUAGAAAGCCCAUCUCUGAAAGGGAGGAGGGAAGGUUGGUCUCAAUCUCAGCUAAGAGGCUACUUUAGUCUCCCGACAGCACAUUCACAGAUGUCUCUGCACACGUACAGGCGUUUCACCGUCACGACGGAGUAGCGUUACCUCUUGUGUGAAGCUGCGAGCCAAAGGGGACGAGAGGCAGGACCGAACGGAGAGAUUCAAAGGGAAGAGAAACAGAGGAGGUGAAGACUGAACCGCGGAGGAGAAAAAAAAAAAACAUACAUCGUUGCCACACACUGACGUCUCGCCUCAUGCGCCUUUUUCGGCUGGUGGGCGCAAGAGGAGGAGAGGGAGAAUAAAUCCCGGUACCUUGACUCCUCUCUGCUUUGCAUCUCGAUUCGUUUUUUUUUUUCUCAUCCAUGGCAUGAAGGCGUGUGUCUGAGGAUGCUUUGACUGCUGCUGCCUCUGUGUCAACAAGGGGCACGGGAGAAGAACAAGAAGAAGAAGUGGGAGACAGCAGCAGCACACAGGGACAAAACUAGGAUUUCUGCCGCAUGCGCUGGGAAUAGCAGUUUCCCACUCAAGUCACAGAAUGAGGUAAGAUUCAUGAUACCACUUUAUCGCUCUCUUUUCUUCUGAGCCUGAUUAUCCGACCGGCUUUAGGCACUUCACAUGAGGUUGAUACCGAUAUGAGCCGAUUUCCAUGCCGAUCAUGUUUGAAACAGCAGUGGAGAGAUUGCCAUCUUUGUCUGUGGGUCGCAGUGAACAGCAGCAGAUGAAGCAAAAGGGGGGGAGAUCCAUGCAUGUUGCAUGCCGCAGAGAGGCUGAGUGAGCUGAGACUAGAAAGAAGAGUCAGUGAUGAAAAGAAUUACUGAUAAUCCUCAUGAUGAGCAUUUGGGUGCGAGAGAGAUUUACUCUCCACUGACCAGUAAAGCCACCAGCUGCAGAACAGGGCUCUUAGAAAAAUUCAAUUUCAGUAAGUUUAGUCGAGUGCGAAUUACAUUCACUUUUUCGUGACUUAUCAAAAUCUUAAACUGUGCAAAUUAAAAGAAAAAUGCAGAAGAAAUGGAAAAUGAAAGACUUAUGAGUGAUGGUGGAGGAGAACAAAAUGCAGAGCUUGUCUCUAAAGUCUGACAGAACACUUUCAGUGGUGACCCUAGGGAGCCUUAUACUACCUCCCAGACAGAAAAUAACAACUUGUCCACACAAGCUUACGAAAAACAGGAGCAUAGUCUAGAGAAAAGGAAAGUUUGAGACACAGUUAAAAGGGCUAUUUAUUCUCAUUUUUGACAUCUGCUUAAACCCCUGGCUCCAGGUGAAGAGAUGCAGUAGUAGUGUUUGUUUUCUUGACACACAGCACAGGUGAGGAGGCAACUUAAGAAACAGCAGUGCUUUGUCUACAUCCAGUUUCUAUUUCUGUCCAGAAAUGAAACAUCAAUGACACAUUUUCUGCUGUUAAGAUCAUUUGUCGUGUGAAGCAGUAGAGUAACCCAGAUAUGUUCCUGAAACCCUGGUAACACCAAUACUGCGUGUUCAAUUCUACCAAACAGCUUCUGUGGAAAAUCUUGCACAGUGAGGUUUCAUUAUUCUGGGCUCUGGUCCAGUGUUCUUACUCAUGUGUGUAGAAACAUAAACACAACUAUCCGUGGAAGUUUUGACUUCCAAUUACAGCCCUCUGACACCUAACAUGACAUCAGUCAAUCUGGGCGAAGAUGCGUCCUUUUUGAAGUGAUAGUUUCAUAAUUGAGACCAAUGUGUUUCAGGAAAAGGACCUUCAAACAUAAAAGAGAAUAGUGGCGAUAUCAUCAUAAGGCCACUUGAAAUGAAACUCAUUAUAUAUCAUUCAUUUUUGUCAAAUAUUUAUUCAUGUAUUGAAGAAUAAGUCGGCUGUGAUCAAAGCAGACUCGUGUGCUAGUUAAUCCAGGAAAUGAAACAAACACAUAAAUACCAAUUUCCGCUCCUCCCUCUCUUUGCCUCUCCUCAUCUGUUCCACAGUUUACAUGCUGACAGCAACACCUGGUGCCUGUUUCUCAGCUUAUACACUACACUUAUAUAAAAUGAAGACACGCGUGUUGCCAGCUGUUUAUUACACGGGUGUUAGCAUGCCUCUUCACCACUGCCUGCUCUGACCAAGUAUAUAUUUAGUUGCUGCUCAGUUGAGCAACGUCAGCAAAUAGCAACCAGUUCUCGUUUAUGGACUCUUGUCAUUUCAUUCUGUGCUUAGGGUUGCCCCUUUGCCUGCCCCUUUGCCUUGGCUGUACAUACAAUAUACAAAGUGCUGAGGGGCCAGAAAUACACGCACAUGAUGGGGCUGCAGUUCUGGCAGUCAAGGGAUACAUUAUGAAAUAUGAUAGUGUGGACCUCUGUGCACCACAUUACAAAAGGAAACUUACAAUAACGUGUUAAACUAAUGUAUUGUAUAUUACACUUGAAGACUCUUUCUUAUCAAUUUUGUCACCAUAAAUUAAAACCAAUGUAAAUGACAAAUUAAAUGAAAGGCCUUUGCCAGAGUUGACAGUUUUGAUUAGUGUGUAAUCUGAUAGAGUAUUCUUGUUUUUGUGGGGCUACUAAAACAUUUCAAUCAGUCAGAAAAAGCGAUUUAUUGUAACCAGAAAGUUGACCGUUGUUAAGCAUUGGGUCCUUAAUUUCCCAUAUUUGUGAACAUGUAAACAAAAACAAUAAUGUCAGAAAUUCAGAAACACCUCUAAAAAUAAUCAAGAUCACCAAACAAUCGAAUUUUACGAUUUAAAUAUUCUGAAAAUGUAUUUCAAAAACUUUAUUUUUUUAUUAUUAUUAUUUUUAUUCAUAAAAAUAUAUAAAUAAUAAAUAAAUAAAUAAAUAAAAUAAAUUUAUUCAUAAUUUAUUCAAAAAAUACACCUAUAAGUUUGGUUAUAGUAAGCAUUUUCAGGCAGGAUUGUGUUGCUGAGGAUGACCUUUUCCUUAACAGGAAUAUAAAAUAGGGAACCUCAUGCAAUAAAUGCAAUCACAAUACACAUAUUCAUAUUACGCACACAUACAAUACAUGAGUAUGGAUAUAGAUGAUCUUGUCGAAAUGCAGGUGUAGCAUGUCAUCAUGUGGAGUAAACAUGUUCAUCAUUUAUCACCCAGCAGCAUUUCACACAUCAUUGCACAGUGUAAUAAUGUGCACAGAGCCCAACAAGAUACAGGAAUUAGACUUUGCACAAGCUAUUAAAGAGGCUGCAGAGGUUUGGAAAUAGUUGGCAGUGAGUAGGUGCAUAUUAAACAUGUCUGCUUACACUGAUGCCUGGAUGCAAGCUCUGGACCCUAAUUCACAGGGCAAAAUUUCACUAAUGUUUGAAGUCUGCUGGUCGGACGCUGUAGGUUUCUCUUUGAAGGUAAAGGGGUUUCUCUGCAGACUCAGUCAUGGAGCUGUCCAGCCUUAGGCAACAGAGGGGAGAAGAGAGAGACAUCAGAACAAAACUCUCUUACAACACAAUAGAUAUUUUCAAGACAGUAGCUAAACAACUGGCAGCAUUAUGUGUAUUUGAUAUUUGUUCAGCCAAGACACAAAAAGACACAUAGUUUCUUGUACGUUGGCUGUAAAAUAUUGUGUAAAAUGCAUAGACAGAUUGACACUAAGUACAUUUAUUAUUAUCAAAUGCGUAUUAGACGGAUAAACAGGUAUUUAAAGGUAGCCUAUUGAUUUAAAAAUGAAUUUAAUGAAAAGGGCAAACAUUUCUGUAACUUUCCAUAAUCAAACCGCUAAAUAAUUAUAUUUCUGUGACCCAGAGCAACACCCGAUAAGCUAGGGCUGGGCGAUGAACCGAAAUUUGCAACACUAACCAAUGUCAUUUUGCCCAUGUCAAUAUAUUCAGUGUCCAAAAUAUAAAUAAAUAAAAGUUGGUUUGGGUUGUGUGUAAGUAGGCUAUGGUCUCAUGUCCCUUUAAGACGCUGGUUUACGUCGGAGAAGUGACUCCACCCCAUCCAGUCUGUAACAAAGAGGGAAAGACAGGUAAGGAGAUGGAGGACGAUUCAAAAGUUGUAGCGGCUGGAGCGUCUGCUGAAGUAGACAAAGUUAAUGAGGGAGGAGGUGAGCAGAUUGCGAGGUAGUUAUCGUCCGUUUAUUGUUAUCGAGGUGAACUGCUCAAUAUAUCAUGAAAUUGAUUUAAGGCCAUAUCGCCCAGCCCUAUAAAAACCUGAUGUUUUUAAGGCCGCAUCAUUACUUCUCUUUAGUCUAAAUCUAAGGUUUGUGCUGUGGCAGCUAACUCCUUUAAAAUAAAAGUUGUAUAUAUUGUCAUGUAUGUACAAAAAAAUUAAAAUAUACAGAAGAUGGGAGAAUUUUAUAGCUGUUUUAUCAAGAGACCCAGAUUAAGCAUAUUUAAGUGCAGAUUAGAUGACUCAUACCUUAAGAAUCGAGGUUCUGUAUUCAGAGUGAAAUCUAACAGCAGUUCAUAAGUCGAAGACGUCUCUGUCUCUGCUGAAAAUACUAACCUGAAAGGACGAGGUUUGCCAAAUGAUUUUCAACAAGAUUAAAUUCCCCUCCACUGCCAAAAGUUGCUGAAAGGUUAUCCACUUCAGAAUAUCGUGUAGAUCAUGAAGUUUUCAGAAAAAAAUCCUCUUACAACGAAGGAGAACUUGGUUGCCAAAACGAAUUAUACAAAUCUAGUUGCACCUUGAGACGUAAUAUAUUUUGAUAUUUAUCCUACACUUUUGGCUGCAAAACUAUUAUUCAUGUUUGCCAUUUCUUUUUCAUUGUAAAAAUAUAAAGAAAAUUUAUUUCAAACUGCAUGAAAAAAUUAAGUUUUUGUAGUAUGACUGUUUAGUUAGACCACUCAUGUCAUGUCUGCAUUGAACAGUUACUUGCAGCAGUGGUAACAGAACACUGUUUGGCUUUGGCGCUCCACUAUAAAAGCACCAUAGCAUGGCAGCAGUAGCAGUAACAAAGCAGAGGCAGAGACUGGAAAUCUUGCAACUUGAAGUAGUAUGUGUGCCAUGAUCGUGGAAAUGGUGCAUGUCAAAUGUGAAAUCAGCACAGCUCAAGCUAACUACCUGAACAGCUCUCAGGCUUUGCUCCAUUCAAAAAAACAAGAUCUAAAGAUGAAGAUUUAUGAUAGCACGGUGUGACUGUGGCUCAUGGAGGUCCCAGAGGCAAAGGCUUAAAGCAUUCUGGGCACCUGCUCUUCUUUAUGAACAGCUUAGAAGUAGAGUUAUUGUAAAAUAAAAACUAAGAACAAUCUGUUGGGUCUUGCAGCAGUGCUGUUGUUCCUCUGUGGAGUACACUCCAUGGGGCACUUAAAACCUGUCUGGCUGCCUAUUAAGACAGCCACUAUCCUGGCUCAUUAAUGUCCUGCCGAGGAAUUAGAAUAAACUGUGCUCCACAGACUUGUGCUGGCACAGGCUCUCUUUCUUUUCUCCAGCAGCUCCUCUCCCUCUAGGGACAGCAGUUGUUUGCCUGAGGUACAUCAGAGCAGCUUGGAGUGACCAGCAACACAAAAUAAUUAGAUGUUCAAUUUCUCCAAACUGUGGCUGCUAUUGAAAUCCCACUGACCUGCUCCAGCAAUUCCAGCAAAAGUCUCCCAAUAUAAUCACUGUGUAGAAAACUAACAUGCACUUUAAUGGGAAAUGGGGUUUAAAAACCUGAGGAUUAUGAGAGAGGGCAGGAUGUUGUACUAGAAAUGUGGAGCAGUAUGAGUCACAAUGAAGUACAUGCAAAUCUAAGGAAUGGGUGUGGAAAGUCUUGUAGCUAGGGAUGCACCAAUCUCGAAGAUUGGCCCGAUUCUGCCUCUAAAAGCAGUUUUAAAGGUCCAAUUUAAUCAUUUCAUUUAGACGUUUUUCUGGAACCACGCCAGUUUACUGGCACACAUAGUGACUUCACAUGAGUGAAUUAGCAUGGCAGUGGCUAACAGCAGACGAUCAGCAGUCUAGAGGCAAUUUUCUCUCACUACUCCAACAACCCCAACAGUGGCAACAUCUGCAAAUUGGAAGUUUCAAGAGGAGGUGGUAACUCUGCAAGAUACAAUACAACUAACUUAAUGAAGCAUCUCAAAGAUUAUCUCACCAAAGAAUAUGAGGAGCAUGACCGAACCACAAAGACUGACAAGACAAAGCAGUUAACUUUGUCGGCUGCAAAACUUUCAAGUGACAGUAUGACAAACAAAACAAAAUAACGACGAAGACCUUCACAUUUAUUGUUCUAGACAGACAGCCCCUGCAAGUGGUUGAAAAAUUAGGGAUUCUAACGCCUGCUUGAACACUUGGAGCCAUGGUAGUGUCUACCAUCACUUGAAUAUUUCUUUGAGAGCGCUCUACCUGAACUCAACAAGAAAGUGCGCGGACAAUUGUUAUUAGAACUGAAAGAUGUGACAGCAAUGAGUUUUACAACGGAUAUCUGGAGCUCUUCUGUCAGCCCGUUAUGACUGCUCAGUUUAAGUGUGCAAUGGUUUGACACCAGCUUUACGUCACACCACGCUAAAAUCUUUUAAGGGAUCUCACACUAGCGACAGCAUCUCCUUUGCCACUUACCAAAGUGUACAUCAUUUUGAGAGACAAUGAUAGCAACACGAAAAAAGCCAUGGACACUAUAGGGGUACAGCGUGUAAUAAACAAAAGGUUUACAGGCACACGCUGUUUAAGUGAUGCAGUGUCAAGUGGGAGACAGAUUGUGGGGCCUUUGAAGCACUCCCCACUUGCAUUUUGUCACCUUCAAGAAAUCUAAGUUGAGAUGCAGAUGCCUGUUAAACACCAGAACAGCAAGACACGGUGGAAUAGCACUUCAUGAUACAGAGCCUUUAGGAGCAGAAGAGAGUCCCCUCUGCCUCAGUUGCUGACCAUGACCUGCCCACCACACUGACAGUGGACCUUGCUGGAGAAAACUUUGACUGUUCUUGCUCCAUUUGAGGAGCUGAGCAUAAACACAAGCAUAGAGAGUGAGAGACCGUUCAGCUUAGUCUCUGACAUUGUGGAUGGAAAAAGAAGCAGACUAACUGCUGAGAGAGCUGAAAUGUUAUUUUGUUUGUUUGUUUUUUUGAGAGAGAACAUGUCAUUGCUGCUUAAGUGAGCAUUCAGAUAAAAUCAGGUCACCCAAACUAAAUUGUGAAAUGGUCACACAUCAGCUGCUGUCAUAUUUGACACAGGAACUAAAAGGAUUUCUGUCUUUAUUAGAGGUCUUACUUUCAGGUAUAACUACGGGUACAUUUUUAUUUAACUUCACUUUGUUCAGUUUGUUCAAUUUUAUUAAACUCUAGAAAUUCAAUUUCCAUUCCACUUGCUGUUCACAAAUAGUGUUUACACUGAAGUUAAACUAUGUUUUAAUUUUGCAAGUUUGUACUGUAUUUGUGACAAAAUUGUUAUUUUAUAUUGUAGAAAUACCAAAGACUCAUGUUUUGGAGUUUUGUAUUGGGAUGUUAUCUGCUGCACUGGCUUUUUGUUUAAUUUGAUGCUAAAGUUGACAGUGUUGAAAGGUUUACAUUUCAAGUGUAAUUCCUUUAUUUUCCAAAGUCCCUUUUUAAACUGCAGAUAAACAUUUAAAGUUAAAAUAAAAUGGAAGUGAAGAAAUUUCAGAAAUUUUCAGAAAAGUCCAGGUAUCAGUAUUCGGUCAAAAAAAAAGUUGGAUUGGUGCAUCUCUAGCUGUAGUAAACCUUUGCUGCGCUGUAUUUAAAAAGUUGCCUUUUUGCCAUAUUGUGUUGUACUAAAAUGAGCCCUUUAGAGUGAAUGUUUUCUAUAUUUUUUUUUAAAUUGGAAAAUAUGUAUGUUGGACAAAAACUAGGGCAUCAGAACAUUAUCACAUCAGGGUGCUUGGGGUUAAUCCUUUUGGUUAGCUUGAAUUUUUGUUUGAGUUGUUAAAGCUGACGUGCACAUCCAGGCUCAAAACAAAUCAUUAAAAUGUGUUUUACCUUUUCAGCAACAGAAACAAAAAGCACCACUUUGGAGUAAAUAACUGCUUUCCUAACAAUCCUAACAUCUGCUAGAUGUGUCAAUAAAAUAAACAGCAUGACUUCUGUCUCACAGGGAUUUACUGCAGAGGCUUGUAAUGCUGUUUACCGUUCCAAUAAGUAAUGCUGCAUGAUUCAAAUAAGUUGUCCCUUUUUCUUAAUGAAUUUUUUUUGAGUAUAAUCUCAUUAGGUGUAUUCAUGGUAACCCAUAGUCCCCUGGGGCAGUACCACUGUGGUAGAAAAAAAGAAGGUAUUAGGGACAGCUGGCAGUGUGCUAUCAGUUGUGUUCACAUUUGUCAGGCCUGCUGGAGAUUAGAAGAUGAAGCAGAGAUGCUACUGGAGGCGUAAAGCAUGUGCAGUCACAAUGCAUACACUGUAUAUACAAACACACAGGCACAGACGCCAUCACACGCACACAUACGCAUACACACAUUUACACAAAGACUCACGCAGUCUACAAUAUCUACAGGCACAAACACUAAGCACAGCUCCUGACCCAGCCCUCCAGCUCAACCUCCCCCACUGUCAAACCAUAUUCUGCCACACACUGGGGAGAAUAGAAGAAGAAUAGAGUGGAAAACACUUCUAUUCUCUUCUCUUUCUCUCCUAUCUCCAGUUAUUUUCUUUGUGUGUCACAAUGAACAGCAUAAGAGAGUAAACAAGGAAAGCUCCGCUGCAUCCUUCACCGUUAAACCUUACCUUUAAUAAGUAUGGUGGAGUUGUACAGCUUGUCUUCAGCCUGACGAGAGGGUGGUGAGCAUAGUGUUGAGUUUGUACUGAACUAUAUGUCGUGCCCAACUGGAGGUGUCUGAGGUCAGAAGGCUGAGAUGAUUAUUUCACAUAAUGACAGAGUGCGUCCCUUUCAUCGCCCCAUCCACACAAUGCUAAUGUGACCUGACAGUGCGCAUGAUGCUGUGGGUGAGGUCUGUGUGACUUAACAGGGAUUACACUGUAUGAAUAAAACAAACAUGAUGUCAUAAAUCAAUGGUGACAACAAUCACACAAUUCCACUCGGCAUUUCUUAACCUUUAAAGUCCAGGGUGUUGUUUGUGAGUGUUAUCUGGUUGUGUCAGAUUACAACCCACAACCCUUAAAGGGAGGGUAUUAUGCUUUGUUUUUCAGACUCUAGAUUUCCUUUCUGAUACCCCUUUAAUAGUUUUAUGUGAAUUUCAGGUCAAAAAAGCUUAAAAUCCCUGACAGUGGUGUAUUAAAAUAUCAUUAUUUCAGCCUCCAUCUGAAACGCUUCAUUUUAGCUGCUGUCCCUUCCUCAAGCCUACUGUCUUCUGAUUGGUCACCUCUCUGGAGGCUUUCUGUAAGCCAGACAAGGGCAGAGCUUGUUGUUUUGGCCCCACUCCCUCUACUCUAUGUCAGAAUUAGUUAAUUAGAUUUAGUGAGUUAGAGUUCGUUAGAUUUUAGUAAAUCUCGCACAUAAACUACGGUCUCGCAUUUUCACGCAUUUGUCUGAGAUUUGAGCAGUUAACGUCUAUUUUCAAAGAUUAUGACAAAACAUGUUUACUUUGUGAUGUGAAACUUUGUAUAGGCUACAUGUAGUAUGAAAACCAAACUUUGUAACUUUGCGUUUUUUGUUGUAAAUGUGGAAAGGCAUGAUACCCCCCUUUUAACACAUUACAACUCUGCAGCAGUGCUGGUGUAGGUACUAAAUGUGCUCAGGUGGUCAAAUCGAGGUCCUGCACUUGCUGGUGACGUUACACAGCAUAACUGGAGAUUCUACAGAGUGUCACGCUUUAGUGUUGUUUGUCCUUGUGCCGUUGCAGCGCUAGCAGGUGGAGGACCCAGUGUGAUCAGCAGAAAUAGUAAGAAAGAAAUAUUGUUUUGCAGGCAAAAUUCACCACUGUUCAUAUUCGCACCUGCAAGAGAUGUUUGGAAGACACCAUAUUCAUCGAGUCAAAUAAAGUCACUCCAAAAAUUAGCACUAUAUGGGCAUCAUUUUGGAUUCAAAAAGUACAUCAGCUUCUAAAACUCUUAAUUUGUGUUCUUAAUUCAAUGCAUUUAUCUUAAUACUCCCCUCUUCCUCUGUUCCUAACUUAUUCAUAUUUCUGCAUUUUGUUAAUAUGUUUCAAUUUCAACAAAGAUUACAGAAACGUCACCCCUAAAAGCAGUUCCCUGAAAUUUUCCAGCAAACAUUAUCCAGUUAUUAUCCAGAGAGGAUCAGAGGCAAAAUACCUUUGCUCCUCUGUUACACCUCCAUUACACCUCCAUGCAUUACACAUUGCAGAUGAGGGAGUGUGAAUUUCCCCUCUUAAAUUAGCAGUAUGCAAGAGACACUUGCCUACUGCAUAGUUCGGUUCUCUUCAAGUGUGCAAGAGAAUCUGCUUUUGUUGGGUUUUUCUGCUCCGGUCUUUCGCAGCAAAUUGGCUAUGCUAGACAAACGCAACUAUACUGUUUAUCAAGAGCUUAAUCCGAGGUAAUAAACAAAACAAAAGAUAAAUUUCCAAAUUAUUGCAUACUGAGCCUUGCUAAAGUAUAUGGUUUUGUACGAGCAUCACACAUUGUCCUUUAGAAGCCCUCAUGUGAUCAGAUUUAGGUAAAUGUAUGUAAAAGUUGACCCAACUUGUCAUUUUCAAACCAAAAUUCAUUAUUUAUAUGUAUGAUACUUUUGAAGUAGUGAGAAGUCUGUUCAUAACUGAGACAACCAAAUAAGAGUGCUUUUGGCAGUUAAUUCCCAGUAUGAGCUUCUGUGCUUAUUUCGUCUGUGUGAUAAACAUCCAGUCCCUUCCAGGACUGGCUGCUGUAAUUACUCACAGAUUAGACAACAGAAAUGGCAAACACACAACACAACAAAAAGUCCAAGUUUUCAGGCACAAACAAGCUCUCUCAAUUACCCUCUUGAGAAAAUCCCAGAGGCUUUGUUGUAAAUCCCUCAGCUUUGACAAGAACUGUAAGUGUCUGUCCAUCUCUGCAGGGAGAAAUGAUCACUUGGGAGCAUGCUGAGAGAUUAUUUAGUCAUUUACUGAGAAACUUUGCAAAAAGACAAAAAGGAUGACUAUCAGUUAAUGUCUGGUAUGCGGAUUUACAAGCGUUGCCAAGGUAGACAUUACUGCCCCAAAUUUUGAGUCUGAUCAAUAAAUUAAAUACUAGACAACACCCAAGUUCAACAAACUACAAAAACAUGGCAGGACUCUAGGACCAGGUCUGAUAUCUGUAUCCCUUUAAGAUGUGAAAUUACUUAAAUUUAAUCACAUUAAAGUGAUAGACAUUAUACAUUAAGUUCUCUCCCAGUAAUUGAACAAGAGCAAUUACAGAAAGCACAGGGUGUGUGAGACAUAAUAACAAGGAGAAGUAGUUCAGUUGCUCCCAAACAAGGUACUAAUGCAUUGCUAAUGUGACUCUGCUAUGAUUAUCGCACAUUUAAUUUAUCAUGGGCAAAGAAAUGUAAGGAACUUUGUUUCCUUGGAAACCUUUUUACGUUUGGUGGAUUGUGGAGAUGCCUCACAACCUGUCUCUCACUUGUAACUGAUUGAGUAUGUUGUCUGUCAACCAGGAGGUUAGUGUUGGCUCUCGCCCUAUGUAGCACCCUAUUUCUCAAGUGUGUAGUGUAUGUGAAGGGGUGAACAAGACAUAUGGUAACAAAGUGCUGUAUACAGUCAAGUGCUUCAGUUCACUGUUAUGUGAAAUGUUGAAAUAGAGUCUUUCGUGUUGUAUUUGUGUUAAAUGUUUUAUGCCAUGACAUGAUGGGAUGAUGAGAUGAAUUUCUAGUUUUGCCUGAAGGCCAAAGGAAUCUGCUCAUAUUUGUAUUGAAUAUGUGCAUGCCAACUGAAAGUGCACAUACCUGCAUUUACUAAAAUGCUCAAAUUAUGUUUCCCACUGGCAUUCUAUUAUAUCAUUUGACGUGGUUAUGACAUCUAGUAAAUGUACUGAGCAUGGGAUGAAAAUUGUUUUGCAGUAGAGUGAGGGAUCUAAAUUGAACUGUACGCGUUACACCUUUGCAUAUCGGGGAAAAAAUGUUGCUCUUGACGGAGGAUUUGUGCACUUGCCAUUAAAUGUCAUCACCCUCGCCAGAGUUGCCAGUUGGUUAAAUUAAUUAUAUUACCAUUUUUAUCAAUUGGGACUGCUCGAAUGUUGUGUGAAAACUGUAGCACAUCCACCUGCCAGUCGCUGAGGCUGAAGCUCCAGUUAAUGAGGCAUUUUGAAGCAGUAUCCAUAUUUUACCUCCUCAGUCAUUUUAUUAGGAACCACAGUAUUACUGUGGCUAAUUGAAAAUCUUGUUUAAGGUUUUAAAUGAGCCUCUUUAAUAGUCAGCAGACUAGGCCUGUCACGAUAACAAAUUUUGCUGGACGAUAAUUGUGCUACAAAUUAUCGCCGAUAAACGAUAUUAUUGACACCAUUUUUUAAAUUAUAGAUAAUGAUAUUAUAGGGCAUAAUAAUGCGAGUACACCAUGUCAAAAGUGAUAAACUUUAAUUUCCACACGAGAACAACACUGGUUGUUUUCGUUGACUAAAAUAUUUCCCUUUUCUCCCACGACGAAGACAUAACGUUGACGAGCUAAACAUAAGUCGGAGAUGACUAAAAUGUGACGAGACGAAAGUGCGUUUACGUUGAUGGGUCGAGACGAAAAUGACGAACAGAGUUGCAAAACUCAGUCAGUUAAACGCUAAACAUAUAGGAGCAGCUUCAGUCCGCUCUGACAGCUCUCUUCAGCCUGCUGUGCUCCUCCAACACACAGACACACACGCACGCGCGCGCGCGCACACACGUGGAGUUUUGUGGUUGACGAAAACAAAACUGGUUUAAAGCCGAAAUAUUCCCACACUUGGGCUGUUGCGUUCGGUUUAGACACCAAAGCUGUCGUUUUCAUUCUGUUUGCUUGCUUUUCACUCACAACGCUCACUUGCAGCACUGUAUCCAAAGGUCUGUGUGCCUGUGCGCGCCUACGUGUACCUGUGCGCGCGCCCCCCCCGUGACAAAGAUACUGAAUGACUGACAGGAGGGUUCACUAACUCCGUUCAUUCCGCUAUGGAGCCAACGCCCCCAGGUGCCGAGAAAAAUGCGCAGAGUGAGACCUCUUCUCUCAUCCAGCGUGUUUGGUAGCGAGAGAGGAGGAAAACAAACGCACGUAAAUUAUCGAGGCUGGCAAAGUUAUCAACCUCGUGUUUAUUUAUCGAGCGAUAAGGCGAUUUAUUGAUUAUCGCGACAGGCCUACAGCAGACUGAUAACAUUAUAUCACAAACAAUACAAAGAAAAUUACUAAAUAAAAACUUCUGUGCCCAUCCAUGGAUAUGGGUUAGUAAUCUGUGCACAUGCAGAUGGAUCACAAUCUUUGUGCAUGGGUGUAAGUGGAACUCGAAAAUGCUGACAAAUGGCAUUGGUUAUAUAUUUUUUUAAGAGACCAACUCACUUCGUUUGAGGUGCUCCACUACCUCUAUCCCUGAUGAUGAAGACACAUUCAUUAACUUAGUCUAAUUUUUCUCCUGAAUCAACAGUUAAGGGUAGGGAUGUCCCAGUCCAAUUUUGAUAUCUGUCUGAUAUCAACAACAACAACAAAAAAAAAAAAGAAUACUGGAAUACUGCAUCUCGGCCUGCAUCUAAAAUCCCUGAUAUCAGCACUCCAAUAAAAGCAGUCCAUUCCAGACUCUGCUCAAGCACCUCUAUCUAGCAACACCUGGAUCUAGUAUGCAAAGUCUAUGUAAUCACAACAACAGUUUGUACUAAGGUACAAACAAAGUAGCGAGGAGAAGGAGUGAUGUCAGCCGUGUGGCAGUAUUUUUUGUUUAAGUCCAAAAAAGACAUUGAAGCUGAUUGCAAAACUUGUCAUGCACAAUUUUGUGCCAAAAUCGGAUCAACAUUGGUAUCGGCCAGUACUGAAGGCUACAAUAUCGGUAUCUCAUGGGAAGUAAAAAAGUUGCAUCGGGCCUUUGUUGUUUUGAUGGUACAGAAAGUGAUAUUGUAUUAUCACCAAAGCCAACCCUAACCCAACCCUACGACCUUUCGAUUGGCGCACUGUGUAACAUUGCAUAGGCUUAAUAACAGGCUUGUGAUCUGGAAGUGCUGGCUCUGCUAUCGUAAACCACACUCUGCAUUUCAGUAUUGUUUACCCAAAGACUUUGUCAUCAUGUUUAUUUUACUGUCAGAAAAAAAAAGGCUCAAUUUGAGCUGUUCCCUCAGUAUUGUCUUACAUUUGGUCUAGGAGGUUGGCCGAGUUGAAGCUUUUUAGUUUUUAAAGACAAGGACAAACAUAACUUGUUUCAAAGCAUUCCUACUCUUGACUUCUACAAAAUGACAAGAAAUGCAAGCAUGUUUGCAUUAUGCCUUUCAUUUUCUAAUCCCAGUGUUUUUCGAGAUCUGAGACCAAUCACAUUUACUAAUCUACCCCACAAAAGCGCUAUUAAAAACAUGACAUUUUCUUUGUAACCAUGAAUGCUGAAUGUGCUAAAAUCAUUUUCUGCUAUGGUGCAAUCAUCCUAGUCACAGAGUAUGUAAUAGGAUUGGCACAGAGAAGGCAGUCUGGAUGUUCUAUUCUGAGUUACUGGAGGUAAUGUAGGCAGCACUUCUGACUGUUUUGACUGGGUUAGAUGGAUAAAUGCUCAAUUGCAGCAGGGAAUUACUCCAGAUUAAAUAUUAAUAAAUGUGAUUCCUUGACUGGUACAUUUACAUUUCUAGACCAACAUAUCGACAAAGCAAAAAGCUGGAGAAGAACAAACAGAUAGGAGAUGCAACGAAGCAGGUAGAGGAAUUAGUUCAUAUCUUUCUUUGCUUUUAAAGUCAUAGAAAGGCUAAAAAUAAGUGAAAUAAAUAAUGUGGCAGGUUUAAUACUUUAAGGUGUAAAAGAUAAAAAAAGUCAAUGUGUAAAAGAAGCUAAGCAGCAUUUCUGAAGUUUGAAGCUGUCACAGGGUGUCGUGCGUCAUGCUGAAGAGUGAGAGGAGACAGACCUCAGCAAGCCUGUUGUUACUGUUCCUGUCACUGCUUGCAUGACAUUUUAUGUGCAGUGGGCGCCAAUUAUGGCUCACUUUCAGUGUUGCAUCUCUGAAUCACACCAGCUCAAGGGUGACAAGGGCAAAGCGUCCAUGUUGCUCUUGUAAAUAUUGAGAAGCUGCUUCUUAUAAAGCAUUCAAAUGUUGGUACACAACAUUCUUUCUUCUGACAGUCCCUCUUGAACCCCCUGUACCUGACAAGAAAACAGCUCUUUGUUGUAGAUUGGUUUGUGUUGCUGUCACAAAGUCAUCUCAUUUCUAAAAUUGAUUUAGUGCCAAAAGUUUUAAAACAGAAGGUGACCUGUUGGAGCAUCUUUUAUCACCUUCUGCUUUGGUCUUUAAUUAAUCUUUUUUUUUUGUACGUGAAACGAGCUGCGAGCCUGACCUGCCUUGCAGCAGCAUUAAUUUUCAGAGCCUUUUUUUUUUGCUAUGAAAAUUAAUUACCAUGAACGAGCUGUGGAAUACAGAAACAAAAUAAAGAGCUUAAGCCACUCAUGCUCAUAAUCAGUCAAAUAAUCAUUUUAUAAGUGAUUUACUGUAUUUAAAAACUAGUUGGCAAGUUGGGAGUAAGCAAUACUUUUUUAAGCUGAGAAUUUAUUAGAAGUGAAAUGUGUGUUUAGUUUCUCAAAGAUGUACUUACAUAUGAUUUAAAAGUACGUUUUUCUUUUAAUCAAUACAAAUUUUUUAUAUAUUUGUUUUUUCUUUAAGCAAUCAUUUCAUCCUGAUUGGGGAGAAUUGAUAGUGAAGUUUGUCAGAAAGGUAAGGAUGCUGAAGAAGCUGGUGAACAUCCAUAUCAAUAACCACAACAAGAAAGUCUUUUGUUCCAGCAGCAGGAAUAGAUAGAGGGUCUGACUAUGCGAGGGUCUGACUUGGCACUGCUGCAUAGUUUGUAGAGAUAUUUAUUUCAGUAUUCUUUCUUUUUUACGAGGCUUUUGUUGUAUUUAAUCAUGUCCUUACCUUUAAUUGUACCAUUUUUAAAUCAUGUUUCAUUGGCUUUUACUGUGUUUGUUGUGUAUCUGGUGUUGAGUUUAUGUUUUUCUGAUGUCUUCAUGCUGUUUGUUGUCUGCAUGAGUCUUCUUGUCCUGGUGGAUCAAUAAAGUGUACCUUACCUUACCUUAUCUUACUAUUAUGACGGUUAUAAAGAAAUAGUUCAUUAGAUUUAGUCAGUUGGCCUUGUAGUGAUGGCACAAAAUAAAUUGACAGGUAUAAGAAACAGAUUAGCAAUGUUGAUUUCAAUGAUUUAAAGAUACUUGAAGGCUGAGCUUAUUAUCAUUCCAGCCAGUCUCACUGUGGAAACACAGAUCAAUAUCCAAUUGUCAGCGUUUCCUCCAGGAUUUUUCUGAAAAUGCUUUACCCAAAUAAUCACAUUUUUAUUAGAAAGAGGCUCAAGAUAACUGGAUAGUUAACCAGUCCCUUUGUUUUGGUACUAAAAAUGCAAUGUAUACCAGGACCAUGUACAAAAAAUAAUCUUUUAAAAUUUUCUUCUGAAGAGGAGGAUCUUGGGUUAAUCUGUCUAAUUGUGAUAUAAGACUGUACGUCUGCCCUCUUUUGCUGUAGUUCAGUUUACUUUUAGUGAUUCAAAAAGGAUGAAUCAGCUUUGGCUCAUAGUUUUUGUGGACCUCACACUUUCUGCAAAUCACAGUCAUCUUUAAGCUAAUUUCAAAUACUGCCAUUCCGGUAUCCCUGUUGGAGUAAGGAUUGUUGGUUCAGUCUUAUGAAGCAUUGAUGUGAUGGGAUAUUUGCUGAAAGUGCUGUAUGGUGAUCAAAGUGGCUCAUUGAAAUUGACAAAAGCAGCACCUUUUGCUUUGCCAGAGGCAGGGUUCCCUCUCAGCUGGUUUUGAUAGAGUCCUGUGCCCCGACAUUAUUCGUUGUGACACGAGUCAUGUGUAUAAGUCAAGAAUUUCCACUCAAACAUUUGAUCCAAUAAAAAGCUACUAAAGAAAAAAAAUUGUAAAAAUAAGCAGCGAUGGAUGAAUUUAAACUCUUUUGGAGUUGAACACAAGUGAAUUCUCAGAAGUAUAAGUGAUUUACAUGCAUGUAUAUAGGUUUUUCAUGCAGGUCUGCCCAAGCAGAUACCACAUCACUCAGCAUUAUUAAGAUCACUUGGAUGAAUCCCAAGUUGCUGCACUGACUAACAUGUGGCUCAGUGUAGCACUCACUGCUAAAGAUAACUGUAGACAGAACAAUGUUCACAGAGGAUAAGAGUGGAGUUAUAAUGCGCAGUGGGUUGGAGGCCCGAAACAAAUGCCCUUGUGUGAUUGAUUACACGCUACAAGCUAAUGAGAUAAACAGAGCCUGAAUCGAUUCAGUCGGGGAGGAAUCAUGCCUGAGGGGCAUAUGCAGCCGUGUGCAAUGGCUGUAUUGACACGCUCAUAUUCAAAGAGCCAGCGAAUGAGACCAAGCUGCGCUUUUGGCCGAGCACAGAGCUGUGUCCUCGUCUGCUGCAUGGAGCUGCUUCGCCCACCGCUGCAAUCAGGGUCAAUUCGGCUCAAAUCAAAUCCUGGCAAGUUGGUGCUUAACAAUCACUGCUAAGAAAACGUUUUUCGAGACAAAGACAAGCGAGACGGUGCAGUGAAGCAGGAAGUCUUGCUCUAACACGCGAACACAAGAAUGCACAGUUAAAUGCGCUCAGUGACAGGGCGGAUGAAAAUAUGAUGAGCGUGGAUGACCAUCAGCCCAAUGUAGGGACUACAUGCUGAUGCUGCCGCAGUCCUUGCCUCUUUGGCUAAUGACAGGCUCACUGAUAAUCCAAAAGCUGUAGUUAACCAAUUAAAACCUUUAUGCUUCACCAAUUUGGCCCUGAGAGUAUAGCAGGGCCAGCUGCUGUAUGUGAUGUUGAGCAUGUCCGAGCCACACGCAGUGACUCACAUUAUACUAAGGGCACAGAAAGCAUAGGGAUCAAGAAAGUAAAACCUUGUCUUCUUCCACUAAAAAUAUAAAAUCUUCCGAGAAACUACUGAUGUUCAUAAUAUUCGGUUUCUUACAGUUCAGGCUCAUUCACCCUUCGACUAUUUUGACAAAGAUUUAGCACACAAACAAACCAAUCAACUGUACAUUUGACAUGUUUUGUAUUUUUACCAGCACUGACUGUCUUUGGCCUGACAGCAGAGAAAUACAAUCAGACUCCUGGAAGGACAUUCAGAGGAGGAGCGUUUAAUUGAUAGCUUCAUGCCUGCGUCACUCAAGUCUUGUCUGCUCACCGGCUUGAGUGCUCAGAGACUUGAGGGCACAAGUCAUCAGUCAUAAAAAGGGGAAGGGGAGAAACUGGCAGUAUUGACUGUUUUUUUUACACAGAGGACGAAGGGACAAAAAUGUGUUGGCAGUGUGCUUCAAGAAAAUGUUUACUCUUAUUGAUUUCCAGAUAAAAACAAAUCAUUCCCAGCAGUGUUUGAUUGAAGGCCAUUGGGCAGGAAGAAAACAUCUAUCUAUCUAUCUAUCUAUCUAUCUAUCUAUCUAUCUAUCUAUCUAUCUAUAGCACUUUGUUUCUUCGUUUUAAAAUGUGUUUUCUUUCAGAUUAACGAAUUAUUAUUGUUGUUACCACACCUUCUUAAAUGAUCAAUGAUUGGGAUAAAAAAAUUAAUGUGCCAGUGAUAAAAAUAAAUAAAUAAUAAAAAAAUAAAAAACAUUCUACAAUAUGUGAUAAACAUGGUAUUUGUGCUCCUGCUGCUUUCUGUUUCGGCCAAACAGAACAAAAAAAAUUGGUCCGUUGUGAAAAAUACCAUCAAGUCUAAAAAUACGCAUUUGAAUUUACACCGCAAAUAGACAGCAACAACAACAGCAACAUAUAUCACCUGUGAUUUAUAGAGACUGUUAAAAUGUUUACAUUCAGCAGGCUGAUUUCAAUACAGAGUGGUGGAAACAAUCCUUUUCACUACGUGCAAAAUAGGGUAAAGGGAUGAAAAUCAAUGAGUCUCCAACCACAUCACAGAAAAUGAAAAGCAUGCAUGCCACGAUAAUGGAUAUGGAUUUCUGGGAGUGUGGCUAAUGUUUUAUUCUUAUUCACGUCUAAAAUCUUUAUAUAUGGUGCUACAAAAGAUGAUUGAUGAGUGCAUCAGACAGACCGUGUGUUUCAACAUAAUGUGGCUCCUAUUACACAGUGUUCAAUCACCAUAGAGUGAGUGGAGAAAUGCCUGUUUGUAUAUAUACUUUUAAGAAUGGACCAGUUCUUUCAGAUGCUACACAUACGUAACCGUCAGUGUGUUAUUUUCAAGUCCAAAAUGCUGCAUCCUGACCUGCCUGCUGCUUUUCAAGAGCGAUUAGCAGCUGUCAGGAGUGGGCUUAUGAAUGCAGAAUAUAGAUGAACUCUGGACUUGUGCUGAAAUGGUGCGUAAGGCACAGUGAGGAAUCCAAACACUGAGUGGAACAGACAGUGAGGAGGAAAGAGAGGCUGUGCAAACUUAACAGUACUAAUCAUGCUGAGAGUAGCAGGAUAGCAGCCUUGAGAUAGCGCACUUUGUAAUCUGUAAGACACCAGCUCUGCAUCAGGCCUCCUGGUGUGUCUUUGUAUGCUUAGAGCUUUUAUAGUGUCUUUGUGUGUCUCUUCGAGAGGUCACUCUGUUGAAUCGUAAUUUAUUUGGUGAACAGACUGCGAAAUUUGUGUCCAUGUAGGAUGCUGUUGCCUGGGUGAUAUUGUCUCAGGUUGUCAUGGAAAAUGGAAAAUGUGAAUCUGGUGCGAUGAAGAGAUGUGUACUUUUCAGAUUUGCUGUCAUAGAUCUUUUGAUAAUCUCCGAUCCUAUUUGGUUGAUCCUCACUGCCAAAAGCUCAAGGCAUGCUGCAUUUCAAUGUUGCAAUUAUUUUUCUAGAUUCGACACCAGAUGUACAAAGCAAUGUGUCCAUUUAUCUUUCAGCUCUGGUGCUACCUCAUAGUCAGGCUUUAAUGUUUACAUCUGUCAUAAUAUGUCCAUCAGUCAAGAUAAGCAGUCUUGCUGGUUCGCUGAAAUGUUUUGGACCUGGUCUUCUCUAAACUUGGGUCACACUUCCUCUAGGAUCUCUCUUUUUUUUGCUAAUGCAGUUGCAUGCAAUGGUUUUAGCCUCAUGUAAUUAAAAGUUGAGACAGCUAAGAUGAUGGUAUUUUGAUUUUAAUGGUAUGAAUAUUCAGUAGUCUGUUUGGAUUCAUUUACCCAUUUAAUCCAAAUGAGGUAAGUACUUUUUGUUUCCACUUAAUUUCAGGUAAAACAGAAAUUAUAAGUACCCAAGAAUUAAAGAAAUUAAAAAAAAAAACACAUGGCAUCAAAAAGAACUGAAAAAAGGUUAAAUCAUUGUCCCGUCUGUAUCAAAGAGAAAUUAUCUUUCUUGCUCUACAGAGAGAAAAAUUUAAUUUUGAUUUUUUUAAAAAUGGCUUCAUGAAGAAGCAGUGCUUUUUUCAAUACUACAGUCCCUCAUCACUUCUUUUGAAAUGCAAGUCUUAACUGAGAACUUCAAUUUAAAAAUCACAUUUUCAUUUGGCGUGAGCAUAUUUCUCCUUAUCUUUUAGACUUACAUGUGAGAAUGUGCUAUUGUGCUCUUUGCCCACGUUUGUUACAGUAAAAUACAGCAUAAUAAACAAUGAGCUGGUUUAGUGCUUUUCCAUUAAGUAAACUUUUACUUAACCUCUUUAUGCAUUUAAUCAGUUUACACCAUUCUUUCCUGACUAUCUGAAGUAUAUACUGUCAAAUCAGUUUGUAUUUCUUUUUUUUUUGUUUUUUGUACAUGAUUUAAAUUUUUUAACAACUGUAUUAUUUAAAUGUUUUUGGUGUUUUACCUAGCAAGUUCAUUAAGAAGUCAUCAUCUUCAAUCUAAUCCUGCACAGAAGGAGUUCAGUCAAGCUAAGGUUAAAGCCCCAGAAGACGAUUUAAUCGGACAGGUGUUGAUUUGCCUCCUAUCAUCUAGUUCCUCCUGUCAUCUAGUGCCAAGAACACCUGGUCCAGAUUGAGGCUGAUUAAAUUGAGGUGUAAUGGAUCCCCCACCACAUUGUUAAAGCAUGUUUGUCCAACUUUCACAAAUGUGAUUUAGUCUAAUUUCAGUCGGUCCCAUGUGUUUACAAGUACUUUAAAAGUCUCCUUCUAGUUAGACUAAAUCCUUCUUUUUAACAUCACUUAAAUAUACUAAGUGUCUUCAAGAUUCAGUUCAUAACGUGAAGGUACAGGUAGCUGAAUGAAACAGUGCUCCCAUUUAGGUUUAAUCUAAUGCUUUGGUUUGUCUGCACCCACUGAUAGCAGCCUUCUGUCAGCCAGACGGCUAAAUCUAAGACGAGGACUAUCCUUUAAAGUGUGACUACUGUAAAUCUUCAAACCCUUCAGAUAAGUGCACUUGACCCGAAGUAGCUUUGUAUGAUACACUUUUAUGUAGCAGGCAGGCCUGAUGAAAAAAUCUUCAAUAUCUCAUGAUUUUCCAAAGCAAAAACAACAAGAGUGUCAAUGUGACUGCUCCUACAAAACAAAAUUAAGUAUUGAUUGACAGUCUUAAGUUAGUAUAACAUUAAUGGCCAAUUUAAGUGACAAUCUGUCAUCGCUGGGACAUGCAACAAAUCAUUGUGCUUUGUUAAUCAUCCAAUCAAUAAAACCCUAUUCACACGGUUCCUCACAAACAACAGGACAACAGACAUCAGUAUAAAUGUGUUUGUAAGAGAUCAACAAAGGUAGACAUUAUCUCUAAGCUGAAAAUGGUCAAAGAGAAUUCAAAUGCAGUCAUGUAUACCCAGGGAAAAAACGCAGAUUGUGUUUAUUCCUUGUAUAUAAUGAAGAGCUCUUGUGUCUGGAGAGGAAAUGUUAACGGCAUUGACAUUUUGUUUUAAUGUGCACCUUUAAUGAAACUGAAACUGGUCUUUUUCUAGACAGUGUGACUGGAUUUGUGGUGAUUUCAUUGUUGGCAUAUGAGUCACUAGUAUGUACAUUAGUGAAAACAGAACUAUGCUAUAGAAAUUUAAGUCCCACUCCAGCUGUUUCUUUUUUAACUACUUGUUCUCAGUGGUCUGAUUUUUUUUUUAGCCAAAACCAUGUUACUGGUGUCAUUUUCAAGGGCUUUUCUUCUGCAGAGCUCAUUCACAAUUCGCCUUUGAGUCAUGGACGGAGACAAUGUUACUCUGCACACUCCUCUUCACGCUAGUUUGUAGCCAAACAUUGCCUGUGCAGCAGAAGGAGCUAUUCAGCUCUUGAACAAGUAUGUCUUUGGGGGCACAACAAAAGCUGAUAUCAUAAUUCGCUUUCUUACGAGCGUUGCAGUCCACUACCGCACACAUUAAUUCUGCCAUUGUCCUCUAGUUCUCAGUGGCUCUGGCCUGUAGAGCAGGGUGCCAGGGGGCGGAGCUUAGAUUUGUGACAUAGAAAAUCUAACUGUAUCUGAACCUGCUGUUUGAGUCUGCCAGAGAAUCACAUCAACUUAAAUGCAGAAAUACUGAGAAAUGCAAUUUUGCACCUAGUUUUCUCAUGAUGUGUUGUCUAGCAUCAGAAAAAUACCAUAUGACCAUGUAGACGACAAGGAAAACAUGAUUUUCAUUGGAGUGGGUCUUUAAGUACAGGCCAUGAAAUUAGCUUUACUAUAAUCAGAACAAUGAAAAUAAAUCAGCUUUGACAACUGGUCUCUGUUUCUUCAAGAGGCACUGAAUGUAGACGUGUUUGCAGUCAUGGCAGGAAAAUUUCCUUUAUGAAGAAACCCUGAUGAUCCUUGAGUUAGCAAACAAUAAAGACAUAGACUGAACAUUUACCUCUGGCGUGGAUCAGCACACAAAGCACAUAGCCUCCAGAGACACAAACACUAGGUUUUCUCACCGCUGAAUUAUGACUGGAAAUAUUAAAUCUGUUUGCCAUAAGUAACAGCUAAUGUUAAAAUAAGGCUUUCAUGAUGUUUUCAUUCUGCAGAAGAGGACCAGAUGCUUAACUUAGGCUUUACAUCACUAUUCAGGUUCAACUCUUCUGUGGUACCAGCGCUACCUGAAGGCACCAAGGUUGAGUCAAGACACAGUGUCAGCUUCAGAGCUAGGCUUACAUAUCGACUGGUUGGAGGUCACUGUCAUCACAAAGGUGGUAUCACCUUGACACAGGCACCCUGAUACUACUGAGUAGUAAUGUAAUUGCGACAUAGCCCAGUGUUAGGCUGGCAGAGGUGAGGCAGGGGAUGGGCUGUCAGGAUGAACCGACUAGAGCCAAUACGCUUUGACUCUAUUGCUGUUAAUUGAAGAGAGGUAAAAAGACGGAUGGUGAAGAGAGAGAGAAAGGAUGAGAUGGAGAUGGAGAUAGCAGCAGAGGGACAAAGCCUGUCAGAGUAGUAACCUUAUCUCUGGAUGAACCUUGGCUGGUAUGUUGGAGGUUAAUUCAAAGUCAUGCCAGGGUCUGUCCCAUCGUGUCAUUUGGGAUACAAGAGAGAAUUUAUCAGCCUCGAUCUAGAGAAAAAAAGGCAAUUUGUUUAAGUAUUUCCAGCUAAUUGUAGAACCGUGAAAUCCAGAAGAGAGUUAAUGCAUCUCAACUUGAAAUUGAAGUGCCAUCCACGGUAAUCCUCUGUGUCAGAAGUUUCAACAUAACAAGCUCAAGAAAAUUAAUAUCAUUUUCUUUCCUUUUUAAGGGAUUGCAAAGCUGUCUAUGUAUUAUGAUGCAGUAAUCCAAAUUGCAUUUAGAGUAUUGGAAUUAAUUUCCCAAAGGUGUGAGGCUCAGGCAACAUUAGCUGGGAUGUGCAGCAUCUCCAGCAUUAGAAAAAAAAAGAUAGAGAGAGAGAAAGAGAGGGAGAAUGAGCGCUUUAUUUGUUCUCCUCUGUUCCUUUGAGAAUAGAGUCCUGAUGUUGGGACUUAUGCAGCUGCUGCAGCUGCAAAUACACAACUUGGCUACAUUUUUAUUGAUAGUUUUGCCCUGACAGUCUGCAGUGUUAGCUUUUCUGUGAUUCUUGAUGAGGGAGUUAAAAAAGCAGACCUAAUGUGCCCUAAAUCCAGCCCACACAGGUCUGAAAUACCUAAUUCAUAGCCACAAAGUUUCCACCCAAGGACUCAAACUGCCAGAUGUGGUCAAUAGGUAAGGGUUUAGGAUGCUGACACAGUAACUCUGAGUGACAUUUGCUGCAUUUUGAGCCGCUGGGACAUAAAACUGCACAUAUUUUAUAUAUGUGCUACGCCCUCAAAAAUGCUCUUAAAACAGGUGGGGGAAAGCAGGCUGUCAAUAUGAGUAGACGAUUAAAUUUAGAGUUUUUGCUGUGAUUAAAUGAUUGUUUGGGCAGAUUUCUAUCAGAGUUACAGAAGCACCAAUGAGAGCUGUUUGUCUUCAGCGCUGUAUAUCCACAGGAAUUGAUGGAUGGGAAAGAAAGGGCAGAAGCGCUCGCUCCAUUCAUCAAAAGCAUGCAGACAACCUCAUGGGGCUUGGUGGUACAGGUGACAAAUGAAGACCAAAGCUCUUGAUGGGGGGUGAGAAGGGUUAGAGCUUUGGAGGAAGUCCCAGCUUGAUAAAAAAAAGGACAGAAGCCACUUAUAUUUGAUCCAUAUGUUCUCCCUUGUCCGCUUAUUAUGCUCAGCUUUCAUAAAACGUCUCUGAGCUUUUGGUCUGGAGCUAUAAAUUGCAUGACAAAUUGGUCUUUGCACUUUAAGCUGGGUUCAAUAAGGCCCCAAAUUGGUACUUAAAAGUGUGCAGUGAGAAUGAGACAGAUGCGGCUGAAGGAGGCUGUGGAGACUUGAGUCGACGUAAAUCACAUUUUGCAUUUGCAGGCAGCAGGGAAGAGGGAUUCUAUUUGAAGCCCCAUAUCAACUCGAGGCUUCAAUGCAUAUUGUUAAAGUCUAUGGAAAUGGGCGAAGUGUGAGCAGGGGAGGAGAGAAACAUUAACUUGAAGGUCUUGGCCACAAACCAGGAAUAAUGCUUUCAAAGUUAUUCCUCUGAAAAUAGACAGGGCUUUCUAAACAUCUCCAUUCAUCAAUUGUAUGUCUGUAUAUUAAGCAGUAACGCAUAUGAAUAGUAGUGGAGUCACUUCAAAUGUUCCUCUUUGAAAUAAUCUUCAUAUAUUCAUUUCUAAAUCCACAGCUGACAGUGUUUUUUAAUUGAACUACCUAUUCACACAGCAAAACUAUCCAUUACAUUUAUGCAUCGGCUUCACAGACCCAAUAAAUUACUGUAAGCUUGGAAAAGAGGCGAUCAUUCAGGAAGUUUAAUGCCCCGCCUAACUGUCCAGAAAUUCUGACUCUUUCCAGAAAUAAGACUGAAGUAAAUUCAAGUAAAGGCCAAGCAGAGCAGAGCAGAGCAGCCCAAGUCUAGGCUGUUCCACACCUAACUGCACUAGUGGAUGAGUUUUUCAGUUCACUUGAUCUUUAUGAGGGGAAAAGCUUAAAGGAGGCUGCUUGUUGCUGUCAGGGAGUAUAUCAUUUUCCACGAAAGCUAAAUACUUUGGUUCUUGUUGGUCUGUCAAUAUCUGGAUUAGCCCAUGUACUGAAGGACAGAACAGCAAUAAGACUGCACUUCAAUUUUUUAUCACAUCGGGAACAUAUCCAUAUGUUCAAGGGCACCUUCUUUGUGAUGGAUGAGGGGGCAGAGUCUGUUUAUUUCUUUCCUUCCUGUUAUUAACUCAGAGAAUCAUAAUCUCGGCAGCUACUGUAUGUUCUCUGAGCAUAUUCAGCAUUUAGUUGAUUAAACUGAAGGUUUCUAUAGCUUGAUUUUGGACCAGGUAGAUUACUUGAUUUAAUUCUGCUGUUUGUCUUUGCUCUUUGCCAGACUACCUAUUUUUUUUCUUUUUUUUUGACCAGACCUUGGCAUACUUAUUAUAACCGUUUAUUAUGUGACUCUCAAAGCUCUAUGACUCUAGAAGUCCAGAUUUCUGUUAUCGGACUGAAUUUAGAGUGAAGCUCUAAACACAAAUAGGAGAUUGAAACACCUUUAAAAGCAAAAAGCUAUUUGAAAAACAGCCACUGUAGUAGGGCUUGACGAUAUGGCCUCAAAUCCAUAUCACGAUAUAUUGAGCAGUUCACCUUGAUAAUGAUAAAUAGACGAUAACUGCUCCACAAACUGCUCGCCCCCUCCCACAUUAACUUCGUCUACUUCAGCCGCCGCUCCAGCCGCUCCAACUUUUGAACCGUCUUUCAACUCCUCACCUGUCUUUCCCUGUUUGUUACGGACUGAAUGGGGUGAGGUCACGUCUCUGACGUAGGACAGCGUCUUUAAGGGACAUGAGACCAUAGCCUACCUACAUACAUCCAAAACCAACUUUUGUUUGUCUAUUUUUUUUUACACUAAAUAUACUGAUAUGGGCAAAAUGACGUCGGUUAUUGUAGUAAAUUUCAGUAUCGGUAAACUUUCGGUUUAUCGCCCGGCCCUACACUGUAGUGCUUGCUUUGCUAAUGGGCAAAAAACUUACAUCAAAGCUCUUGUGAGAAGUUUCUUCACUUUUAUGAAAUUGACUUAAAUUCAUGCUGAUGCUUUUUUUAUGAAAUCCAAAUUGAAACAAGACCAUCACUUUCUUCCUGUGUUUUAUAUCCCUCCCUCCCUUCCCAGAAAAAUAAAAAAACUUGGUGCUUUGCAUCAUGGAUAGACUAAUUAAUCAGUUUGGCUGAUUGAUCAGUGAUUAUUCCAUUUCCGGCAUUCUAAAAUAAUUGGAAAUAGACAAUAUCUGAACUCAUGAGGCCAAUUUCAAAAGGCUACAAAUAACAUCUACAGACCCUAAAGGCAGUCUUCUCAGAGUAGCAGCUGUCAGGAAACAUCAACAUCUCCUUAAAUAACAUGCUGAAUGACAGAAAAUCAAAUCUUAUUGUUUUUGGAAUAAUGAUAGCAAUGGAGAUAAAUAUUGCCACUGGCAUAAAUAUGUCAGUUUUGGAUACUUAAGAAUAGCCAAGUGUAUUUUUCUAUUUAAUGAAUCAGUUCAAAGUCCAUCUGAAACAUUUUUCUGGCAGAUUAUCAUCUAUAUUAAACUGUAAUGUGCAUGGAAUAAUGGCUGUAACUAUUGAUGAUAUGUAUAUUUAGUUAAAUGCAAUCAUGAUAUCGGCAUUAUAUAUUAGCAUUGGUAUUAGCAAAUGAAAAUCUUAAAUGGGUUGACUACAGAUUUUAGCCCUGUCAGUCUGAUGCCGUCUGUCACAGAUAACAUGGACAAUACAAAGGAGAUGGAGAGAACUCAAGGGACAUAAAGCCAGCUUGACAGUGAAAUUUAAGACCUAAACACUGAGAUCAAAGAGGAAUUAUUUUGCAGGAGGAGUGGCCCUCUCUCAUAAUGCAGUCUUUUUUUUUUCGUGUCAAUAUUAAAACUCCUGAUUAAUCCCUCUUAAAAUGUGAAUGUCAAGGAUAAAACUUGUCAUUUUCUCACUUUACGCAUCAGACUCUGUCUCACACACACAUGCAAGCGCAUGAGCUCAUAUACACACACACUCUUUGUGCUGGUUUAAUUCUGAACUGACUUUGACUGUGACUUUCAUUUGCGCUUAAAUCAUCCAUGCCCUAAAUGCAGAGAAAUCCAUAAAACUCUUCAACUUCCUAGGAUAAUGCUUGUCAAUGCUGACUCCGUGAUGUGUCCACGUGUAGUUAAGAGAUAUUUUGACACACUCUGUUUGUUUUAUGAAGACUGAUUACAGAUCAUGUUUGGUUUUAUGUCUGCAUGUGUUAUUGAUUUUUGCUGAGUGCUCAGGGUGGAGAAUAAUCACAGUGGAUGUAUUGCCUUCGCUGCAAGUUUAGCUUUGUUUACCAAGGCAGAGCUGUUUAAUUGCUCUUUAUGCUCUGCGCUCCGAGCUGUGUUGCCUCACAUAUAAAUUUAUUGGAUUUGAGAAAUUUGUGAAGCUAAUUAAAUGUAUUUCUUCGCUUUCAUUCAUUCAAAAAAAAAAAUUAUGAGUAUCUGCAAUAUAAUUAACAGUUUGUUGCACUGUAUUGAUAUUAUUCUAACUCUCUAACUGUAAAUAUGCAAACUGGUUAGCUAUUUUACAUCACCUAAACAAAGGGCCACACCUGUAUAAGUUUAUACUAACAUUGUUUUGGGACAUCGUUGGUGGGGUGAGAGAAAAAAAUCUAUACAGUGUAGAAUUGCGAUAUUUUGUUUAUCCAUCCAUUUGUUUAUCCAUAUCCGUGUUUAUCCAUCAGACAAGCAACUCAACUGUGUCUGAUUGAAAUACAGAUUUAGAUGUUUAACAUCCGAUUAGAAAUAAUUUCUGCAGAUGCUUUCUUACUACUUGAGAGAUUUCAGAUCAAACAAACAAAAUCUCUCCUCCAGCCUGGGCAUCCUGGUUGUUUUCAAAAUAAUUAAGGUAAAAUAUUCAAAGAAACGUAUUUCCCCAAACCCUUAAACAAUAUAUUUGGUUGGAAAUUAUAAGUUUCCCUCGCAAAUUUGUUUGAAAUGGGGCAAGCAAUUCCUUUUCAGUUUUGGAAAGUGCACUUUUUAAAAGUUUCAGCUGAAUUUUUAGAUUAAUGUCUGCUGCAGUCUCAAAAAUAUAGGAAAUGCAGGCUGUACACAUCAGCACUAGUCUCCUUUGAGAUCAGAUAAAAGAGAAAGCUUUAGACCUCCAUUUCCCCUUCUUCAGUGUCAGUCACUUACACUGAGGCCAGCUUUUCUGCAGUAACACUGUGGAGAAUUCCAGGUCUCACACCCACCAAGGCAGUAUAUCCUAUCAGUCACUUUAUAAAGCUGCCUUCUUUUUUUCCUUCUGCCUUGAGGGAGUGUUUCGCAUGGUUGAGUGUCCAUGAGGAGCCUCUGAGAACAUGACGUCCCACUGUGACAGGUCAGUUUUCACAAAGGGGUUACUACCACAACACUUAACCACUUAAUACAUAUGUGUUUUUACCAACCUUAACAUUAUACUUAUAUGCACACUCCGUACACAUAUGGAUGUUGUUUUUUGCUAACAUACUGUGUACUGAUGUGUAGCUAUUAGGAUAGAUGAGAUAAAAGGCCACACCUCAACCUCCUGUGUUUGUAAUGUGAUCUGCUUUGUCGGCAUAUCCCUCCCUUCAUUAGAGUUACUGUCUCAUAAAAUACUUGCAAUUACAACCAGGAGCUUGUUAAUAGUAGGAAAGCCAUCCUGCAUGUGAGGCAGAGGCAGUUUCCUCCUGCAGACGCACUGACAUACUGCAGCUAUGCUGCAAGUUAGUGGAGAGAACAAAGAAGCAGAUACAGAGUCAUUUUCUCCUGGAAACUGCCAAUGAAAAUGUAUCCUCAGGCCUAAAGAAUGAUCUGUGUCCUGGGUUUGAAUGCUUCAUGUCUGCGUUUAAUGGCUCGCAAUCUUGAGAUCCUCCAUCUAACAAAAACCUUUAUGUUCCUGUUGAGAGCAGAGCUCUUAACCAGCAGUCUCAGGGGUGUAUCAAAUCAAUUACCAGAUCCUUCAACAAUCACCACAGGGUGCAUUCUAACAUUUGUUUAAUGAUUACAGAAUAUAGAAGCCUCAUCACUAAAUAAUGCAAUCAAUGUGAGAGGUUUGGAGUGCACUUUUUUUCCCAAAGAUUUUCAGCAAAAGUUCCUCCGGUGAGCAUCGACUGUGCUUGACUCUGCAGUUAAAAAGUUUUGUUGUAAAAGACACCAUAGGUGGCAGAUAAAUAAACUGGUCCUACACCUUCAUAUCUAUCAGCAAAGAUUCAGCCGCAUCUUUUCUGCAGAGUAUUAUGUUUUCUUUUUGAAUGGAUAGAAAAGUCUUCUCUCCCCAAUGGACUGUGCUCACUGUAUCAAAACAAGAGGAAAUGCCAUAGUUAUUCUGAACAACUUCAGCUCAUAACACCCUCACCAGCAAAAGCUCUGUGCUGUUGUGACUCUAGAGGAAACAUCAUGUAAGAGGAAUUUGGAGGUCAAAAUCCCCUGAUCGAAAGUGAAGCAGUGCCAGAAAGAGCACUGAGUGAACCAGACAGUGCUCUGUCAGGCCUGCUGACGACAGACGAGGGAGGACGCCUCGUCAUUUGUCUCCCCUCUGAUCAGACCUGUCAGCCAGGAUUCUACCUGCGAGAAAAACCUUGUCCACUCAUGCAGGUUCUGUCACAAGGACUACUGCUCUCCUCAAACUUUGACAAAAAAGAGAUAGAUAGAUAGAUAGAUAGAUAGAUAGAUAGAUAGAUAGAUAGAUAGAUAGAUAGAUAGAUAGAUAGAUAGAUAGAUAGAUAGAUAGAUAGAUAGAUAGAUAGAUAGAUAGAUAGAUAGAUAGAUAGAUAGAUAGAUAGAUAGAUAGAUAGAUAGAUAGAUAGAUAGAUAGAAGCUUCCCCACGGUAAACAUUAAUAUGCUUCUACUCGUUCAUUAUUGCAGCCGGGCGCUGCUUUAAGCCCAUUGUUAUUUUUAAACCCGGUGUAGGAGUCAUAAUGCUGCUCACACCGCUGCCUGUCAGUUGCCACCGUGAGAGAACUGUUAACCACAUCUUUAUCCAAACAUGGCAGGUUGUCCAAGAUAUGCAGUAGCACUGAUCCAACAAGGACAGCCAUGCUUUUCUUAAUGCUUCCUCUCUCACUAAGAUUACUUAAGCUCCCUGUCUUAUGAGUAGGGGAGCCCUUCAAUUUCCCCCAGCCCAUAUAAUUAUGCAGACUAGGAGUAUGAAGCAUGUGAUUGUGUUCUAAGGCACCGGGUAUAUUACGUUUUUAGGGUGUCAAGGGGAGCACCUCAGGGAGAAACGUAUAAUUGCAGCGUGCAUUGGAGUGAAUUGUUAGCGCAUAUAAGAAGGAUUUUCUUGUUGUUUGCUUGACUGCACUGGCAACCACAUUCGUUUCAAGACUGUCAGUGAGCAAUAUGGAAGUGAAACAUGAAGGUAAUAUGAUAUAUGGAGGGGACUUUGUGCAGCAUAUGAAUUCGGACUCUACAUGAUUAUGUGAAAUGUGCUGAAAGUCUGUCAUUUGAGAAACAUUUAUCUCUUAGGUUCUAAGAAUUAAGUUUGUGGCCAACUGGGUUUUACAUUUUUGCGCCAACACUGGUAUGUGGUGUCAGUCCGAUCAACCUGAGCUGUUGUUUUUGUUGGGAGUAGCUCUGCAGACUUAGACGAGAUAAGACGGGGAGGCUGGUACACAUCAUAACAUCUGCAUGUUAGGUUGGCCAGAAUCUGAGCAAAGUCUGGGAACAUUUCAGUAUUUAAGAUAUCAACAAAAACAGGCCCAGACUUAAUGGACAGAGUUGAGAAUGUUAUGCGCUAAAAUGAACAUGGUCAUUUAAUGAUGAACCGUGACUGGGCGGCUCAAUUUGAAACUCGUAUGGUAAAGGUGAAUACAGUAACAAACAGCACCAGUGCAUCAGGCAUAGAUUCUACAAGAAAUAGAUGUUGUCUGCAGUGCUGAUUAAUAUUUUGAGUUUAAUGAGCAAAAUAGGAAAGAGGGAAUAAGGACAGAUGCAGAUUCACUUGUAUGAUUUUGUAGAGAACCACUUGCAUGUUGUGUGUUUGUGUUUCCUCACCCCUAGCCUUUUACUUUAGCGGCUGUAAAAACUGUCUCCCCUACAUCGUCAUUUACGAAGCAGAUUUUCCCAUGCAUUUGUACAUGAAUUUGUGUGUUACAUUUGGAACGUGUAGUAAAAUAUUAAGCUAACAAAUUAGAGAUUUCAGUGCGUUUGCAGGGUUUUCAAAGCUGCAGAUUGAUUUUCAUUGUUACACUAUAUCUGUCUAUUUCUCUUUUGAAGAAUAUGGUAGUUCACUUGGUUUAGAAAGUGUUUCAGAUUGUUGGCUCAGGAUUGAAACGAUUGAGAGUUGAGAAUUUUUGGACCAUGAACUCGGAACGAAAAUGUUUAACAUAAACUCUGAAGUUUCAUAGUUUAUUUUAAUCUGUGUGAACUGAUCUUUGAGCUUGCCCACUUGCAUAACACUGGCAAUGGAUCAAAACUGUAUUUCUUUCAGUCUGCUAGUAUGCUAAAGUUUUCCUUUGCACUCAAACCAUACAGUAUUUUAAUUUUAAUGUAUGCAAUACAGAUAUGAGUAAUUUUUCUUUUCAAGAGGCCCUUGUCCUAAAACAACAGCCUGACAAGAACAUACAGAUUUACCACAGUCUGACAAACCUAAUAGUACUAUCUACUCAUUUAUUCUUAUUUCCUUCGCUUUAGUUUACAGUGGCUUGUAUUGUUGCCUCACAGCAAAAAGGUUUCUAAAAUCCCCGGACGGGCAGGGGGCCUUUCCGUGUGGAGAUUGCUGGAUAUACUAUACUAUACUAUAUACUAUAUACUCAUUGGGUUAAUUGGUAACUCUGAAAUUGUCUGUUGGUGUGACUGUGUGCUGUGAAUGGUUGCUUUGUCUCUAUAUGUCAGCCUUGAGAUAGCUUGACAACCUGUCCAGGGUGUUACCUGCCUCUCACCCAAUGACAGCUGAGAUCAAGUGAUCAUUAAAUCUGAUUUAAAUGAGAAAAUUCACAGGAUCAGAACGCUUUAUCAAUUCACACUGUUAGCGCGGUUGUGCUCAAAUCACUGCCGUGCUUAGCUGAGUCUCAGAGAGCUGCACACAUCAAAGCUGAACACUCACUGUUGUCAUGUUUGAUCUACAGGGCACUUUACUCUUAAAGUAAGGAAGUUUUAAAAUCUAAUGUAAGUGCAACUGUUUAUGUCCAGAGAAGUGGGGAGUAAUAAACUGACCGUGUCUGCAUCAUGGAUCUUUGCUGCAGUGAGAGACCUGCAGUCAAACAGUCAGAGAUCCUGUGCUAUUCAUGAGAGCAGACGGGUCAGAGGAGGUUGAGAACAGUCUGUGAUAUUUUGAGAGACCAAACCAGGUGAAACAAAGUGAUAAAUUUUUCAAGUAGCAUAGAGACUUCACAGUUGUGUUCAUAGCAGCUCAUAAUCAUUCAUCACAGGAGGGCAACUGAACCGCAAGCCAGGAGGUUAUCAUCACCUCCACAGCUCCCCUUCAGAGUGUUUGGAGUCCCCCUGUUGCCAUACCAUUGUUUUAAUACCUUGAACCAUAUCUAAAAGGCAAAAUUUAAAAAUACUCCCACCCCCCCUACCUCCUUGACUAACUCUUCAGGAUCAGUUGUACACUUGCAGAAGCUGGGGAUUACCUGGGAAGGUUGCCUGGCAGCUGUAAGGAUGAGGUGUACGAAGGGAAAGGUCGUGGUUGCCUCCCUUUUGCAGCGAGCGUUCUAUUAGUGUAAUGGUAAUCAAAACAUCAACACUGGCCUGUCCUAUUUAUCAAAUCCAAGGGUAAAGGACACAGAUCCAGCGCCGUAAACAAAAUCAUUUGAGAAGUCGUGGUGAGUUCAAAGAGGACACAACCAGCACUUUUAUCUAUUUAUACCGCAGAGACCAACGGAGAUUCUGGCUGUUUCACCCAGCGGCACCUUUAGGCUGACGAUGUUUUUCCUGUACAGCUCUGCAGCUCUGGUUCAAGCUAGAAAUUCUUCACAGGGAUCAGUGUAUUCCAGAAAUGGUGUGUGGGUGGGUGGUGAUAGUGUGUGUGUGAGUGUGUGUGUCUGUGUGUGGUGUGUGUUACAGUGUAUGGCAGAGGAAAGUGAGGUAAUAUUAUAGGGGGAUUGCCUGUAAAGCCAUAACCUUUUCCCGUCCUCUGCUGCUGCUGUUCUUCCUGAGGGUGAUCAGCAGGCGAUGUCGAGGAGAGACUUUUCAACAUUAUUAGCUUAACUCUAAGUGGAUAAUUGUCACUUUACACCCUAUACAAUUAAUUAAGUGUUUGAAUUCAUGCAGAUGACAUGGAAAUUGAAUAUAUGUUUCUUUUUUUUUUCUUUUUUUAAUCAUACAAAAUAAAUUUAAAUGUCUUUGAAAGUACAGUCAAAAUCUAGGGAGCUCUAAAAGUAUUCUCUUUUGUUUCCAAUGUUGCUCAGUAUUUUUCUGAGAUGGGGAUUGCAAUCACACAGGAUAAGUUAAGGAGAAACAGAUACGUAUAAGUAGGGCUGGGCGGUAAAGCAAUAACAAUAUAAAUCGAAAAUUAAUUUGGAUAUAAAACAUGGUCAAUAUCCUUUUCGAUAGUUGGCAUUCUGCUAUGUUUUGGUUGACUAAACAAAAAGCCAUAUAAAAGGGGAGUUGCUCCGAGUCUGCACUGCAAUGAACCAAUCAUAUACUGAAUUAGAACCAAGGAGCAAACACCUGCGUAGUAACAGGCUGCAGCUACACGCAACCAUAGCACUUUAGCACGUGAAGCCGACAGCACUGUUGGUGAGAAAAAAAAGAAAAUGAGUCGACAACACUGGCGAGAAAACAUUGGUGGUGUGGAGGUAUUUUGGUUUUUUAAGGUCGGACAUGAAGCAGAGUAAUGAGCACUGUAAAUUAUGUCGAGUACAUGUUGCGGCAAAGUCGGGGAAUACAUCAUGGCGCCUGUGCAGCCAAAACAGCUGACCAUUCCACUUUCUCUAGCGCAACGCCUCACGGCGAAAGACACACCAAGACCUCAAAGAUGCAGUAGCUUAUUGUAUUGCAGAAGACGUGCUACCAAUAAGCACUGUUAAAUCUCAUUUUUUAUAUUUUGAUAUAUAUCGAUAUGGAUUAAUGUGAAAAAAAUAUAUUGUGAUAAACUUUUUCCCAUAUCGCUCAGCCCUACCUUUAAAAUUGGUAUUUUAUUUCAGAUUAUAAUCUUGGUCUUGAAGUUGUGUGAUAGACUGUGAAACACUUAUUGUGUCUCAGAUUACUUAGGAAAUAAAACUAGAUUAAUUUAGACUUUUUAAAACUAUUAACCUAUCAUCUAUUUGAUUUCUAAAUGUGUGGAUAGAGAGAGGGACAAACAUUUGACCUCAGUUCAUCUUGGAUCCCAUAGCAAUGCAUAUGUUUUUCAUUGUCUACUAUUAAAAUAAUUACCACUGCCUGUUAUCACUGUGACCAUAGCAGGGCGUGUUCAGCAGUUCUGACUCUAAGCCACAACAUAGAUGGGUUUGACACUGUCAGAUACGCGUGAAUUGGCGCAGCUACAAUAUAUUUGGCCGCGGAGCAGAAACCCUGCAACAAGGUCUGAUACUGUCAAAGCAAUGGCAGUCAGUGGAGCAUGUCAUUGAUAUUUGGUGCAUUUAUGUCUUAUAAGUGAAGCCAUUACUCCUCGCACUGUUUGAUGUCAACUCUGUAGGAAUCUUUAAACUACUGAAAUGUCUUAAAAUGUGGACAUGUUCUUGUCCUUUUUAGAUUUGUUUUUGUGCUGUUAGAAUAGUGGUCUGGGUAGAAAGAAUCAGUUCAAAAUAAGGUCUGGGGUCAGGAAACAAUAUAUAUGGAAGAGAUACUUGAAUUUUCUUUAACUGUGCCUAGUGUUUUAAGUCUUUCAACUUCUCUGUGUUUGCAUGUUUAAAUAAAAUAUUUCCAUACUUACACAGCAGAAUCGUUUAAGUUUAAUGAUCAAUUAAAGUGAUUCUUUUAACCCUCCUCCUGUGUUAGGGUCUGCACCGACCUGUUUUUGUUUUAAAAUGCUUAAAAGAACCACUUAAAUGAGCUUUUUUGCAUCAAGACUUUUUGACUUUGUCAGGAACCUCUAUUUCAACAAAAUAAAAAAAAAUUAAAUUGACUACAUUAUAAAAGGCUCUCAUUAAAAUUAUGGCACUUGUCAUGUUAGGGUCGCUGUUGACCCGGUUUGAUUAAUAUCUAAUAAUUAGAGCAAAAACUAAAAUCAUAUGUGCACUGUCAGGUACCACACUAACAGUGAGAUGCUCUACCAAUCAUGUGAGAUUUAGGAAAUUCUCAUUUUGCCUGUUUUUACCUGCACAAAAAACAAUGUCGGGCAUGUCCAGACAUGUGAGAUCAGUUCAGUAUAGACGUCUGUGUGUGGGGUAUACUGACAAGUAAGGCUCAGAGACCCACACCCAAAAUGACUUUAUAAGGAAUGUUUUCAUGGAUAAUGAACACUAACAAGGUAACCUAGAGACGAGAACCAAAUUGGAUGAUAGAGAAUUGUUUUAGUGUAAUUUGAAGCUGAUUUAAGACACGGGUCGAAACUGACCCGUUAACAAAGUGGGCGUGUAGUGAAAGCUAACACAGGAGGAAGGGUAAAGCCACGGUAAAUGUAUCUGUGCAUAUAUACACAUACAUAUAGCAGGGGUAUGAUUGUAGCAGAUAGCUAGCCUCAUGCAGAAUCAGCAGGUCUAUCCUAAUAAACUGGUAUCCUGAGAUUCAACGGCGGUGAGGAUAAAGACAACAGUGCAAGCAAAAUAAAUCGUCCUUUUGAUUUAACCGUUGCCAAGCUUUUCUUCCGUGCUAUCAGUCCCAGCUGCCUUGUGUCACCAUGGCAACCGGUGGUCAGGCUGAGCUCAGCAUAGAACUGUUCUGGUCUUGAGAAAACCAUAAACAGAAGGACAAACAAAGGCUGCUCUCCAAAGCUGUGAUGAGAAAACGCAGCACAGUAUUGACACCAGCCUGAGAAUUGUCACAAGUAUGCAAAUUAUCUCGCUUGUGUGAAGUCUCUGACGCAUCAAUCAUCCACAUCUUGGGCUGUUUUAAUAUGUCAGUGCACACAGCACAGAAUUAAAUUGUAUACUCCACAGAAUGUAUGAGGGCGUUGUGAGAUUAUUGCUGUAAAAUCAUUUAAAUAAAUCACCUCACAGAUAAUAACAUCACGUCAUCUCUAUUAAGCAGCUGACAUUUCCUUUAUUCUGUAAUGGGAGCAAAAUGAAAGGCUAACAUUAAAUCCAACCUGCUUCUACCCAGCUGAUAAUCCACUAAAUGGGGUAAUUAUGAAUUAACUGGAUGGUUGUAAGUUGUGGGGGCGGACGGGUGACCCGCGAGCGUGAUGAUUGUUCUUGUAAAAGGACAACCUGUGCUCUGCAGCGUGGCCUUCAUUGAGCUGUCAGGAGCUGUGGGGAUGCGGCGCUGUCAGCCUGCCUGCCCACCUCCAGCAUCCAUGGGAUCGAUCACGCCGCCGCCUCCUAGAGAAACCCAACCACCGCAGCUUCUCCAAUUACUGCUGAUGGGCCACAUCUUUCUAUCCGAAGGGGCAUCAGAGCCAUAUGGUGCCUUUCAGAGUCAGGGACAGAGCAAGAGUAGGAGAAAGAGCGAGAACAGAGUGGCCGGCUUGCUUCAGACAAGAGAUACGGACGGAGAAAGAAAGAGAAGGAAUGUGGUGACAAGCAUACAAGCUGAUGAAAUCCUCUGCACUGAACUUUGCCAAGACGGAUGCUGAACUUAGAUCCACGUGUGCAUUAUUAAUAUUGACCACUUAGACAAGAAUAAAGAGGCAUUUACUCAGCAACUGACAUGCCUGAAUUAAUCAUAGAGGCAUAUUCAAAGGCAUGAUGAAUUCUCUUUCAUGACAAACCUGGCAAAUUUCACUUAAACGACAGAUGUCUUCAGAGGGGAAGAAAAAAAGCUGUCAGGGCUGUCAUUAGCUUCAGCGUUAUCUGAGCAUCAGAAAUCCAGCCAAGGACAAAUAGUGUGUUUUUUUUUUUUUUCUUUCCUGGUGGGGAAUUUUCCAUUCUGCUGAAAACAGACCUUCAAAACAGAAUAUCACACACAGAGUAAAGGUGAUACACGAAAGGAGAUCAUCACUGUUGGGAUUAUUGCUAAUGUGUGCAGAGGUGUAGCCCUCCAAGUAUAAAAACAGUCAGUUCUGAUGAAAAUAAGUAUGUACUUUCCCCCUGCAGAUAGUACAGUAGCCACUUUUUUUUCGCCAAAGGCCAGUGAGCCUUUAAGUCUAUUGUUCUAUAUGUUUUUCUGGGUUCAUAUACUUUAAUAGUGUGUAGUGUGUGUAUGUGUGUGUGUGUUUUAUAUUUCAUCCUGCACAUAGCUCUAGGUGGGUCCAUCAAAUGGAAGUAGAAUUACAAAGGACUGUCCCCACAGGGCUCUAAAUGCUCCUCUAGACUCUAUAAGAUUUUAAGAUUUAUCACAAAUUCUGCCGCAGUCAGAACCUACAGAGAGCAAAAUCACAAUCAAUGCUGCAUCCAGCGAGAAGUGUCUACACUCUCAUACUUUUCCUGCAAGACAACUCUUGCUUAAAGCAUCACUUCCUAUAGGAAUGCAUCCUUUAACCAUAUAUGUGUAGUAGGCUGAAUGUGAGUGUAGAUCCAUCUCUAUUCUGUCGUCACAUUUUGAGACAAUCAAUACCAACAGAACCCCGUCUGGUCUUGCCCUCUCUUUCUGCUCUCUCCAUUCGAUUCUCCCUCUUCUCGUCUUGUCCUUCAUCCCUCAUUUCAGAUGCACAGACUGACAUGGUAACAAUGGUCAGCCCAUUGCUAGAGCCAACACAGCCUGCCUGACAGCAUGAGCUUGACUGAAAGAGUGUGAAAUUGUGUGUGUGUACGUGUGAGGGUGUGUGUGUUGUGCUUGCCUUGCUUCCACUUCAACACUUGUGAUUUUCUCAGUGUUUGGUAUCUGGUCAUAGAGCAUAACACGCCAGAACUGUUGUUAAAAAGUGUCACAGCUGCCUGUUGUGGUACACAGCCCCCCUGUGUUUUUUUUAGUUCGUGCUCUGAUUUUACUAAAAUUUGGAAAAAAUUCAGGGGCUCUUCUCAGCUCAGUUUGUAAAAAUGGUGCUCAAUGUAGAGAAGACUUGCUGCAUUGCCUCGAGGUUUGACUCCGAGUCUCUGCGUGUCAAGCCUACUGAGUCUCCUCUGUGUUUUUAUUUAUUUUUUGCCUUUCUGCAAUAAUGUUGUCAAUUCGAGCAAAUGCAAAAAAAGAAAUCUCGGUUAUUUUCUUAGUGCAUUGCAGAUGUUUAUUUUACAAAUAAAUAUACCCCUCCAUGGCUGAUAAGAAUAAUCUAUCUCUGUAAGGUGACAUUUCCAAAGCUGGUUAAAAUAGAAGGUCUAAAUAAAUUACAUCAAGGAAAACAAAUUAGAUAAUCACUGUAUUGUAAAUCAACCUGAAACUUAAUUACUUUUGUUACAUUCAAGGUUUUCUUAAAAAGACAAAUAAGACAACCAGAUUAACCCAGUCUGACACCCAGAAAUUUACUUAAACAAACAGUGAAAAAUUACAUCUACUGUUUCUGGUGGUUUCACAUUUUAUUAGGGCUGGGCGGUAUGGCCUUAAAUCAAUGUCACGAUAUAUCGAGCAGUUCACCUCGAUAAAACUAAUUCAGUGAUAACUACUCUACAAGCUGCUCACCCCCUCCCACAUUAACUUCUACUUCAGUCGCCGCUCCAGCUGCUACAACUUUUGAACUGUCCUCCAUCUCCUCACUUGUCUUUCCCUCUUUGUUAUGGACUGGAUGGGGUGCAGUCAUGUCUCUGAUGUAGGACAGCGUCUUAAAGCGACAUGAGACCAUAGCCUACCUACACACCUAAAACCAACUUUUUACUUAUUUAUUUAUUCGACACCCAAUAUAUUGACAUGAGCAAAAAGACGAUGGUUAUCAUCAUAAAUUUCGGUAUGUAAAUUUUCGAUUUAUCGCCCAGCCCUACAUUUCAUUGUGAUAAAUAUCAGAGCUGAUUCAAAAUGCUGCAUCCCUCUUGGAACAAUGAGGACAACAACAUUUAUUUUUCUUUUCCUUAAGAAUGUAUUUUAAAGAAUGUAGCUCAUGAUUAUAGUUUUUGAACAUCCAUUACCUUUUCUAAAUAAAGCACGUCUCACAAUAGUCUUCCAGUCACAGUUCUCAUGAAUACCAUCGUUUAUAUGGAAAUGAGUUUUGCUCAGACUGCUUCCCAUACAUUAGAUAGAUAGGCAGGUGUGUGUAAGAUGUCUUUUUUAACAUAUAUAGAUCAACCCUGUGACAUAUUCACUAUCUUUCACUGUCGGAGUAAAACAGCGAGUAAAAGAUUUGUAUUCAGUGCAGUAACCAUAGCUACACAAUGCACAAAAGGCACAUUUUGGGUUAGAGCCUGCUUUAUCUCUAAGAUUUUAACCCCUGAGGAGCAGAGGCACAGCUUGAGAUCCUCAGCCUCUUUUGGCAGCUCCAAGAUGACAUUUAUUGCUUUUUGAGCUAUUUCUGUGAGCAUUUCCUGGCACUGCAGCAACCUGCUGGGCAUCGUAGUCUUCUUUAAAAUAUUUUUAUAGCCUUUACGCUGUUAGAGCAUAACUGAUAGAAAUUCUUGUCAUGAUUUAGCUCUGUCCUUUCAACAUUUGAAUUAAACAUUUUUGCUUUAUUCUGUAUUGAUUCUCUAUCCAUGCAUUAAUAUAUUUUUUCAUGACUGAACUUUUAGCCUUGCAUUGUCAUCAGGAUGCAACGGUGGUAUGUCAUAUACAGCACGGGCCUUGAGCUUGUAUAGGAGCCACACCGAUACCAAUCAGCUGUCAGUUGAACACCAACAAGAGGAAGCGUUGGUGUAACAAUGAUAUACUGUUCCCUCCCAUGCAGGAGGUGCAGGUUUGAACAGGCCUUUCAAUCUCCAUCAUGUCAGAGCAGAAUACAACUAGUGUGAUGAAGGAGGUGGAUGUGUAUGGGAGGGUGGAUGGCUCUGUGUGUGAUGCUGUUAGAGGUUUAAAGAGAAAAAAACUAAGCAGUGUCAGAAUUUACUAAAAUACAGUAUACCCAAGUAUUUAAGAUACUCUUUAUUCCAAAUGUGACCGAUGACUUGCUAUUCUACAUACAUUAUAAUUCAAAAGACAAAAUAGAAGUAUUGUUUUUUAUCAAACAAAAAAUUACGUUCAAGUUUUUAAACAACACCAUCUAUAUUGUGGUGCUUUUCAAUAUUUUUUCUCAUUUAACCUUUCACAAGAGAUGCACCAAUCCAUUUUUUUCUGAUCCAAUCUCAUACUGGUACCUGGGCUGAGUGUAUCGGUCGAUAUCAGAUAUCGAUCUAAUACUACUGUUAAAUGGACGAACUGUAUACCUUGCCCUGUGAGUGAAGGCAUCAGGCCUGACAUUAGCCUUGUCAAAAAAAGGUAACAAAUUAGGUAACACAGAUAUAAAUUUACUCAAUAUUACUUAACAAAGAGCAAAUUGCAGAUUAGCACACAACUAAAAGAAGACAGACUUCCAUGUAAAAAUUUAGUGCAAAAGGAUAGACAGACAUAGAAUAAAGAGCGAACAGAAUCGCUGUGUAUGAAAUUAAUAAAAAGAAUAUUUACACAGCAUGUUGUGAGGAUUCCUUUUUGUACCCUUAAUACUUGUUAAAUUUAGGUUUGCUUUAUGAAAUGCCAGUGACACUCAUUACCGAAUUUAUCCUGGCAGUGUCUGAACCUGAAACACACAAGAGGAAAAAAAGGUUGAAGUCCUACAGGAAUAAUAAAAAGAAGAUAACUAUAGCAAAGUUCAUCUUACAAAAUAAAGAAAAAAUCAAUUCAGGGAGAGUGCUUGCAUGAGAAUGUACAAGUAGGGAAUUGACCCUGCAGCUUUUUUAUUCCACUCUCUGAGCUCUGCGUCCAUGUUCCCAACUCUCUUCCUUUGUUGAUGUAAUUUGGCACCACAGCACAUGUUUUAAAUCCUAGGGCUCAAGUCAAGUAUCUGUGAGUCAGCUGGAUCUACAGAAAGAGCAUUCCCCGUGGUUUUGAGAUAAUUACUGUCUUCCCUUAUGACAACCCUAUUGAAUUUAGAUUAGGCCAAUAACAAAUCUGCGACACCGUGUGCCCUCUGCUUUGCACGUUGUCAAUAGGCUGUUGAUGUACCCGACUCCGACUCUCAUUUAUAUUUUCACGUGGCAUCAGCUGGUCCCCCUCUAAAACCACAGUGGCUGCCCACAGGCGAGUACAACCAACACUGUGGCAGAUGAGGCUGACAGAGGAAGUCUCAUCAAUAAUGGAGAGUGGUAGCUGGGGGAGUCGUGCAGAGGAAUGGUGGUGGAGUGAUUGAGAAGUGCAGCUGGUGUGUUUGUGUCAUUCUUCCAAAUGGAACAGUUUGAAAAGCGGUACAGAAACAUGGUUCUCACCAGGUAUGGGGAGGAAGAAGGACAUUAACUGUCGGCUGUUUUCUCAAAUGAUUAAUUUCCUUAUUCAUUCUAUAUAUAUUUUUUUUUUGUCAGUAUAAUUUAAAUUUGCUGGAGAGUGACUGUUAUUACUGAGUAAAGGAGAAGGGGUAGGUUUAAAAAAAAAAAAACAUAAUGCUUCAACCUACUCCUUUUCGGACGUGUUGGGUUUGCAUUAAUAUUAUUUUUAAAUUUUAUUUUUAUUAUUAUUAUUAUUAUUAUGAUUAUUAGAACAUUUUAUUUUUACUUUUUUGCUUUGAUUAUUGUUAUCGUUGUUUUGAAUAUUCUCAUUGGUUAUAUUUGUUUUCACUGCACGCACAUGCCGAAAAAAAUCACUUCCCAUUAUUCACUUUUACUUAUUGGCUUUUGUGUGUCUGCAUACAAAAAUCCCAAUAAAUCUCACCCGUGUUCAAAGCUCUGACAAAUUAUCACAGAAAUGUCGAGAAAAAAGCAACUGAGUAAAGAAAAAAAAGUAUAGAUUUGUACAUUGAGGAAAGAAGGAUACACUGAAAGAGGAAUUGCAAAACGCCUAAAGAUGUUUAACAAAGGAGUCCACAACACUCUGAAGAGACUAGAGGAACCUGGAAGUUAUGAUGAUAGAAAAAGACCUGGAAGAAAGAGAGUUACUACAAGAGCAGAGGAUAAACAUAGCAUUGUCACCAGUAAGAGAGAUCGACGAAAGACAGCACCACAAAUAAGGGUGGAAAUCAACAUGACAAGGUCAAAACCCAUAUCUCUGACAACCAUGGAAUGACGUUUGAGAAAGGCUGGUCUGAGGGGUUGUGUAUCUGCAAAAAAGACUUCUUCAUCCACAGAACAAGAAAAAAAGAUAUGAGUGGGCAAAAGCUCACAAAAAUUAGACCUAUGAUGACUGGAAACAAGUUUGCAGUGUUUGGUUCAAAACAGAGUCUAUAUCCGCAGACCAAAUGGUGAACGUCUGAAAACACCAUGUUUUUACACUCACAAUUCAGCAUGGAGAUGGUAGUUCCAUGGUAUGGGGAUGUUUUGCAGAUGAUGGAGUUGGAGAUUUGUUUGAAGUAAAGGGUAUCAUGAAGAAGGGACAGUACCACUCCAUCCUCCAGCACCAUGCUGUUCCAUCUGGACUCAGACUUGUGGCUUAUAAGUUUGUUUUGCAGCAAGACAAUGACCCUAAGCACUCUGCCAAGCACUGUCAGGGUUACUUAGACAGAAAAAAAAGAGGAAGGUGUUAUUGAAAAGAUGGUUUGGCCCCUUCAGUCUCCAGACCUUUCUCCAAUUGAGCUUGUGCGGGAUGAAUUGGAUCGAUCGGUCAGAAAAGGGCGUCCCACGAAUCAGCAGUCUGUUUUUAAUGAACUUAAGAAAGCUUGAAAUGCAAUCCCUGGAACAUACCUUUAAAAACUUGUGGAACGAAUGCCUGGUAUAUGCCAAAUUGUUGUUAAAGACAGAGAAGGUUACUUUAAAUAAAGCAAAGUCUAAGCAACAAUAACUCAAAUACCUAAUAAUUAUAGUAAAAAUGUCUUCUGAUAAGUUUUUCUUUAGAUAAUUAUUAGGUUUUUUUGUUGUUGUUGCAAAGUAUUGUGAUUUUUUUUAUACAAAUUUGAUCUUGCUUCCAAACUUUUGGCCUGUAGUGUAUAUGUAUAAGAUAUUUAAUUGUGCUCCCAAGAGAGAAUAAAUAAGAGAAGGAGAGUUAUUAAUAGCUGAUGGGCUGCAUAGCCUGUCAAAUUGCUCUUAAGAUGUGUGCUUUUGCAUAAUUUAGUAUUUCUUGAAAAUCUCCUGUGCUGCUGUGGUAUUUUUUCCUUAGGGGGCAAAAUUAAAUCAUAAAUGACACAAAAUAAAAAAUAAGAUAUAGGUAUACUGCAUAUUUUCUGUAUUUUAGGCAACAGAAGCCAUCCUGUUUUCAGACAUGUGAGAUAAAUAUCCAACUAAAAGCAGCUAGAAGAAUAGAAUCCUAAAGGUGCACCCCUGAAUGACAAAAACAAAAAUCUCAUCAGCUUCCUGUCCAUCAAGCAGCAUGUAAUAGCACCUCAUCAGAGCCCUCUGAGAAACAGACCCACCUAAUGAUUAUCUCUCCCAACAGUUGCGCAGAUGCAAACACAAAUUCUGUCCAAUAAGGCACUGAGAAUGACCCAGUGGCUCUGAUAGAAUGACAGCGUCUCCUCCCAGCUGCCAUCCUGCUCAUUUCCUUUUUUCAAUGCCUCUCAUUGUGUGAGGAAGAGGAGGCCCAUUCUUACUCAUGUCUCUCGUGCUCUCGUUUCUCCAGGGGCCAGCCCUGAGGACAGGAAACUGUUGGGGGAGUUUGGAUGUACCUGGUGGCACAGCUUCCAUCCUAUUUGACCACCUUCAACUACAUAUAGCUCUCCUCUUGGGGCCGCACCAAUUAAAGCGGGCUUGAAAGGAAGAGUAGUGGCUGUCUCCAACAACACCGACGCAAGGAGGGAAGAGAUACACAGGAGGAGGAGGGGCCUGUGUUUGCAGCACUGAGACACACAUCUGCUGGUGAGUAUGUCAUUGUUCUCGCUGUUGUGUGGGGGACAUGUCUCCACACAAUAGACCAACAUUUUACUACUCUUACCCUGGAAGCAUUUGAUGGUUUUCCAGUCGGUAAAUGAUGAAUUUAUAGAGAGAAAGAAUUUUAUCCGACAAUGAACGCAAGGUAUUGAUUUCCUUGUUAGGAGCAGCAUGUCUCUCUGCAAAGAUGUUUCUGAAAUAUGUGAGGAUUUUUUUAUAUCCCUGCAUGAAGUGUCUGACAGCCCAACUGACCUUGGCAGCCUUGUUCUGUGCUCCUCUUCACUGUCAAUCAUGUACCAUAUAAAACAAACAACUACCGAUUCUAUUAUUCAAAAAUCUUGCUUGGAUUAAGGUUUAAAGUUUCCGAAAAGCUGCAAGAGACAGUAUUUUUUACCAACUAUUUUUUUACCGUCUUUCUCACUCCAUUGGGGUUGUCUUCCUGCCUCCUGUCUCACUCCCUAUCAUAGAUGUUCAAUUUUCACCUGGAAAUCCAGAAGAGGAAUUAGGUGCAGGACAGGGGCAAAAUGAUCUGACAGAUCCACUUAGCUCUGCUGUCCUGAUCCUCCCGGCCUCUGAGGUUAUUAGUGACUGUUAUAUAUGUAGGUAUAGCACAUGGGAUCAAGGGAGCGAAGGUAGAAAGGUGGAGGAGACUCAGAGGGGAGGGUGUGAGAGUUCAAGAGCUGGUCCCACUGAUGACAAAGCCAAGGAAAUAAUCUAAAGGUGCGGAGGCUGCAAAUGAUAAGAUAGUGGGGAGGGGGCAAGAGAAAGAGUGAGACAGGUCUGGUGUAAGAUUGCUUUUAGGCUCUGUUUUCUUCUCGCUAAAAAAACGAAAAUAUCAGGAUUUAUUACUGGCAAGCCAAGGGAAAAAAAUCUAAACCUUGCACUCUUAUAUUGCCUUUUACCCUGUGCACAAAAAAAAAAAAGAAGACAGGUUAGCAGAGAAGAUCCACACUGCUCCACAAUUCAACCACCAAUGGAUAGCAGAACAUCAUGUCAAAGCAUAAACUUAUCCCCCAUACCUAACAGCCAUAAAACGGGCUUUGCAUCUGAAAAGAAACACACUGUCAUCCUCUGCUCUCAGACAAUGAUUGUCAGCACUGCAGAAAAAUGAAAAUGUUACUUUUGUUAAACAGAAGAGGGGAUGAAGGAAUGAUUACCUUUGAUGAACAGUAAUCAUUUUUAAUUUACACCAGCAGAUGUUUUACAGAGUUCAUGGUCACCAAAGGCUAGAGUUUUUUUAAAAAUAAUUUUUAGCUUUAACAAACACUUGCGAUUUCAUGUUUAUUUGGAGUCACCAACAACAAUCUUCUCACCGGCCUCGAUCACAUAGCUCAGAAGAUGAAAUGGACCCAUGCUGCUUGGAUUGGACACGUUUAAAACUGACAGAGUAGGAGAGUAUGAUGUUACAUCCAGUGUCCUGUUUCCCUUGUUUUAGCACAUGUGUGUCCACAUCUCCAACAGACCGUGUCCAAGCACUAAUGAAUUGUGCUCUCUUGGAGUGGACUCAGGCGCGGUGCUGGAGUCCUAUUGAUUUUACACUGAUUAAAUGAAUCGGACUUUGGGGUGAAAUACAUUCAGAUCUGGGUACAGGUUACUGAUGUGAAACCAUCCAUAGAGAGCGAUUUACAGUGAUAUUAAGCACAGUUACAGUAUCUGUGGUCCAUAGAGAACCAAUUGUUAUGGUGUUUGGACUAUUAAGCACUCAUAUUAGUUCACAGUGGGUCAGUUAUCCUGUUAAAUAUCAUUUACAUGCAACAUUGGAAAAGAAUAUCAUCUCAGAAAGCAUGAAACCAUGUUGGCUUAAAAUACAGUGCUAUCAUACGAUCAAAACUUGAGUUCAUCCAUUUCUGUGGCUCAUGAUUCUUAAACAGUAGAUUUUAGAUAUUAAGUAUACUGUAAAAUUAACUUAUUGAAUAGACUUCUAAGCAUUUGAAUGUUUAUGGGCUACAGUGGCUGAAACAAACGGAAAGCAGUGUUAAUUCAGGUCAGCAGUCAUGUUUAAGAGUACAGUUUUGGGGGGGCUCGUAUAUGAAGUGCUUACAUGACCUUCGAAACUCUGUUCUUAUUUCCAAAGAAAUCAUCAAUGAAAGGUGGGGUAGGCGGGAUCUGAGAAAGUGCCAGUUUUUGGGGAGAAAUCUUGAAUGUUAACUCUACCCCUCCCAACCAGUUUUCCCCUCAGCUCCUCCUCUUCCCUCCCUCUCUGCUCAAGCAAGCCCCGCCCACAAACAGACACUCCUGCUCGCUCAUAUCGUUCCAAUUAAAUUCAGACAUAAUGCAGAUAAAUACCUCUAGUUAUUACAAAUAGAGCCCAGUCAAAGUGAAAGUAAACAGCAUUGGUGCUACUGUAGAUGCCAACAGACUACCAGCAAACACAAUGUUUGCAGGACUUCUACAACUAGGAUAAAGUGACAUACUUCAGGACCCGUGGUAAACAGUUUAGCGGCGCUACAACACGCAGCAGGUCCUGUUUGACAAGAAACACUUCUGUUACAGACACUUGGCUUACUUUGUUAAAGCAGUUUGCCUGUCCAACAGAAAGGUUACAGGGUUCAUAAGAUCCCGAAGCAUCCCCCAUCAUUAUUGACCCGUUUUUUUAGCUCUUGUCCGGGUGGUCUACCUCCAUUUUAAGCGUGCGUUGUUCCACCAGAGUCUCGGGUAUUUACUUCAUUUUCUUGCUUGUGUUGGCAGUCGUGGCCAAAGUAGUACUCAGACAAUUUUCUGUACUUUCUGGUUGCUUUCUACUGUCUGAUAUCGUAGCAUGAUAACUAUGUUUGGGCACGUGAAUGUUAUUGGAGGACGUGGAGCGUGCCUCACAAUAUUACGGAGCAGCAUCUGCCUCACAACCAAUCAGCUCUAAGGAGAAGCUGACACACAACCAAUCAGGUCGGGGAGGUGGAGAAUGGGUUUGUUUAUAGUCAGAAUGAGCAGACCGCUUAAAAAGGUUAAAAUGUUACUACACAGGCAUAUAAACAACAUGGCAAUAUCGUAAUAUUACCAAAUGUCAUCGAUAACUAAUAGCUAUUGACUGAUAUCAAAAGCUUUGUUGCUACAUACACCACAAAAAAAGUGCUUCUUUAAUGGAUUCCUGCCUACCCCACCUUUAAGAUUAUGAUCGUAUGUUGCCUCAGUAAAGAAAAAACAAUAUUCCUGAACAUCCUCAUGUUCAUAUCUACAGUCUCUUCUUCUGGCUCACAGCCUAUAGCGUAUGUUAUAUAAUAUUUUAGCCUUUACUCUCAACCCCGUUAAUCAGUGCAUGCCGAGUUAGCACCAGCUUAUCAACAUAGCAUCUUCUCAUCAUAGAUUUAUAGACAACCAUGAUUGCUGCCAGGGUGAAAUUAACCCUUUAAAUCUGCAGGGAGAACUGUUUGAACAUGCCUGAGUGAAACACACUCCUUUUAACACACACAAACACACACACAGACACUCGUAUGUAUAUGCAGAUGAGACUUGUCUGUUCCUUCUGGCUGUCUCUGUACAGCUGUCACACAUGCUGUGUCUUGAAGCACCAGGAGACCGGGGGUUGACUUGAAUUAAACUGAGAGGAUGUCCUUUCCAGAUCUGUGGAGGGCUACAGAGACACAUCCGGCCCCCCAGAGAGAGCCAGUCAAAAAGACAGAGGAAGAGAAAGAGAAAGAUGAAUAGUGGAAGAGAUGAUAAAGAGGGCUGGUAGGAGAUGGUCUGAAGAGGGGGAGGAAGUUAAUAAGAAAGAGGCAGGGUAAAAUUGUCUUGUUAGGGAGAGGAAUGGAAGACGGGGUGGAGAAAGAGGAGGGCACUAGAAUCAGAAGGCAAGGAAGAUAAAAAUGUAUUUGAGUGUGUGUUUUUGAUACAGCAAAAGGGCCCAGAUAACAGAGAAAGCUCAAAGAAGCAAGCCUCCAGCAGACACCUAAUUCCACUUUUUUUCCUGUGCCUUGACUAAGUGUUUAUUUUGUUCUAUUUUUCUCUAAAUAUAAAUUGUAGUGCAUGUCAGAGGCAAAACCAAAUAUCAACUAAAACCCUCAAACUGAAGCUCUAACAAACUAUGAAGGUUUCAAAUUUGGAUUGAUAUAUUUUGGUCCAGGUCUCAAAAGAUACCUGCAAUCACAGGCUGUGACAAUGUAAAACAACUGACAGAAUUGAUUUUUAUGGUAGCACACAUCCUGCAUUUCGAAUGCAUCAAAAUUCAAAAGAUCACCAAACACUCACUUUUUAUACAUCCCAGUGAUACGCCUGGGUUUUCUUUUUCAGAAUAUUACACAUCUGAUGCACAUCGAUAUCUAAAUUACCUUCUUAGGUACCUAUACAACCAUCAUGGCUCAGAAAUGUCUAAUCUAGGCUUCCCGUGUACAUAAAGUAAUGCUGUUCAUCCAAACUAUCUAACUACUGAAGCCAUUAAAUCUCUAAUAUUGAGACAAGUAUUGUCAGAGCGGGUGUUAAUCAAGAGCUUGUGUUAAUUCUCUUGUGAUUGCCAUUAUUAGCUCAUUAGGACACAGCUCCUAGUGAGAAGUUAGUUAUGAAAAUUAUGUUCCCAACAGGACAGCCCUGAUGCAAAGCAGAGAGGUCUUGAUUCAUCCUUUAUUCUCCCUGAAUGUCCUAAGGUGUCCUAACUCCUAACUUAUUCUUUUUACUUGGUAUGCAUGUUUGAAUUUCUUGCAUUUGUAAAAUUGAUAAAGGUUGUCAUUUAGGAGAGUGGCAAAGCUUGCUGUGUGUCAAAUGUGCAUAUAGUGUAGUCAGGUGUAGUCAAGUUUAGGCGUGGUCAGGUUUAUGUAAUAUUUACUCCAGAGGUAUUAAAGAGGGUUAGUGACUAAAGUUCGUUUAUUUAAGCAGUGUGAAAAGCUUUGUAUGAUUUUUGUGAAUUGGUUGCACCUUAGUUUUAUGGUUUCUCAUAGAAAGUAAUUCCAGUAUAAAUGAAAUUGGCUCCGUCACAAACUAUCAUCAAGUGUGAAAUUAAAGGCUAAAUUAAAUAAUAUUGACUGUAAUAAUAUUUACUGUAAUUAGUGAGACAGUUUAAUCGAAUCUGUUUGCACUGGGUUGUGGUGUUAUAAAGGAGUGCGUGUCAACCUUGAGGGCCUAUUGUGGUGUAACUGUCAUUGCUGUUUGACACUCAUUUAUUUGAUCCCAGUGCCUAUGUUGUGUAGAUAAUAAGGGAACUUGCACCCAUGUUAGCACCCAUGGGUCUCAUGUAAUGAGAUGCAGUCAGGUGCGAAGGUUGCAAUUUUACAGUCUCAAGGGAAGCAGAAAGUAUCUACACCUUAGACCAGGCAUCUCCAAACUGUUUCAAAAAGGGCCGGUGUGGCUGCAAGCAGCACACCAGACUUGAUUCAUUUCAUUAGCUGAUCUCAGUCUUCAGACAGCUGAUUGGUCAGACUGCAUGCUCUUGAUUGGUUGGAGCCACAUGGCCUUUUGUGGAAUAGUUUGGAGAUGCCUGCUUUAGACCAACAAAAUCCUGGUCCAAAGCCAGUAUAUAGUUUCCUAAUAUAUAGAGAGUGCUUUAGUGAUCACAGUAAGGCAUAAGCGUUCCCAAGUACUUUUCACAUAUAGUGACUUUCAGCUGUGCUCCAACUUUCAUUAACAUCUGUGAUUUUGCUGAUGCAGUGAAACUAAGGUUGUUGUUCAUUUAUUAAAAUAGGGUUAGGGUUCGUCUCCCCACACACCUGGUUAACCUCAGCCCUAAGCAGCUCUAACACUACACCCUGAUAUGUCAUGAAGUCAUCAAGUGUGCUCCUUUAAGUGCAUGCAGGAACAUACCUGCACACAUGCUAGCACACACCUGGGGGAACACUAUUUGUAAGUCUCAAACAUAACUCUCAGUGCCACUGACCAUGGUGUUCCCAGGUAUUUAUAAUGACUGGACAGUAUCUGUUAGGCUUGCUGUACAAAAUACAGCCAUGUAAUCCAGCAGCUAAAAUAACAGCUGUCACUUUUGUGAUGUCAAGUUCAAGGGACAGUUAUUAUGAACAGAUCCUGUCCACUGCUGUGAGUGAAUCAGCGAAUAGUUUUAGUGGAUAUGACAUAAAUCCAGACAGUUAAAACGCCCACAGUGACCUGUGUGUUUCAUGUGAUUUCAAGGGUAUAAUUGUUGGGUAGAAAAGAAACAAGCCUGCUUGAGCCUUGUUAAAUCCACUGUGUCAAUGGCAUCAUGCCUGUCAGCUGGUGUGCCUAUCUCUUAAAGGGAAUGAGAAUCAAACAUGAGGAUUUGAUUCAUGUUAUGCCAAAAAUUCACAUUCAUCAAUGGAUUUGAUCAAACAAGUGAUCACAUAUGCCCGUAUUCACUUUGCACCAUGUGCUUACACCAUGUUUUUAAACAUAAUUUAAAUCAGACAUUAUGUGUUAUCUAAACACAUUAGUAGGCACACUGCCUGGUGUAAGUCGUAAGUCCUGACCUGAAUGUCAUAGAUUUACAUGAUUUUUGCGGCCAAAUUUGACAAGUAAGCAAAAUAAAAGAAACCAUUUGCAAAGUCUUACUUGUUAAAAAUUAGAUUUCUCCUGUUGAAACGCAAAAAAAAUAAUAAAAAAAAAAGGUACAAACAAGAUCUACUUUACUCAAUUGUUUUUCUUGUAAUGGUUUUAUUUUUAUCUCAAAGACAUUUUCACACUAAAGCAGCAAAGAAAAAAGAGAUUGAUAUUGAAUAAUAUCACAGAUAAUCAGUCUGGUUUAGGUAAACACAGCACUGCACACAUUCUUGCAUAUUGAAAGUAUUGCAGCAUAUAAAACCACAUCUCAUCUGCUCUUUCAAAAAGGCAGUUUUAAAAGAUACUGCCUAAUAGUUCUUUUAAUUCUUAAUGAAUGGCAGCUUUUCAGAAUGAACCCAUAUUGCAAUAGAUUUGUAGUUGAAAUAGAAACAUCAUGCCUGUAAUAUCAUUUUUGUCAGAAGUUAACUGCAACUCAGCAACCAUAUAGUUAGGAGAGAAAUUACGAAAUUACUGUACGAUGUAUUAAAAAAUAAAACUGUGGUUGCUGUGUUAAUCUGUAAUCACAGCUGCAGCAUUCAGAGUUAUAUCCUGAACAGUACAUCACUGUCUUAAAAAAACAAAGCAUAACAGUGCAAUCUAAGUUUGGAAAAGGCUACUGUAAUGCAUUUCCUAGGGCUGGUACAGAAGAGGCUGUUUUUUUUUUACCACAACCCCAAGGUAUUUUUAUUAGCCAUAAAUUAAUUUGCUGUACUUUCCUUGAGUUCUGCAUCUCUCCCUUGCUCUCAGUGAUAAACACACUUAAAACUUACAGUUUUGUAGAACAAGAAAUUGGAAUAUGAAUUAUUUAAGUGAGAAAGCGCCUCCCCAAAAAACCCAUUGUAUUUUUUCCUAGUAUCUGAAACAGGGCACUCUUUAAAAUUCCUGCUUUGGGUUUUGUCAGGGUUAGUUUGUUUCACACACUCUUUGUUCUGUAAUAAAACAAACCUGCUAUGCAGAAAAUCUACAAACUGUAUAUUCUCUGUUCAAUGUUAGGCCAUUAGCUGAUGAAUCAUUGGCACUGAUGAUGAAAUUUCAAGCAUGAUGCAUAAUCACUGUACAUGAUUGCUUACACUUAAGGGAAAUAAGAUAACACACAUUUAGUGGUCUGGAAAGCAUUAAAAGCACCAUUAUAUACUCAGUCUGCUGCUGCACUUUAAUUAAUCAUUUUCCACAGGCAGUUUUUAGAAGAAUUAAUACUUGUAAACCAUGCAAGCUUGUGAUACCUGAAAGAUGGUGAAAAGAAGUCUCUAAGGUAUGCCUUGGAAAUGAGAUUUUGUGCUUUCUUAUACACUCUUUCUUCCAAAGAUUUUUCUUUUCACUGUGUAUGAAUGAGGGCAGACCUACGAAUCAAACUUAGACUGAAUCCUAGUUUGAAAUUCUUAAGAAAUCCAAGACUUCUUUGAAAUACGCGGGCCCAGAUAAUGAGUUCAAAAAUAUACAACGCUUGUUUGAACACUCCAUAUGACUGUAAGAGCUGUUUCAAGUGCUGCAGGCAGCAGCUGUCAGUGGGGUUGCCAAAUGUCAAACACAUUUUUGCAGGGAUUUAGAUUUCUCAGACAUGGAUAAUGUUAUAUUGUGAGGAGAAGCGAAAAAAAAUGAUGCAAGUUUUUGCAAUCUCAUUGUUAUAAUGAGAAAUGUCUCUCAACAUUUCUCUCUUAAACAUUAAAUUAUUUAGUGCACAGACCUGAUUUUGGAGUGGAAACUACUCACGGAAGAGUUGUUUGGUGCAGUUACAGAAUCAAAUACAAAACAGAAUGUCAAAUCAUGCUGAGAAACAAGUCUCUUUAACACGCAAGAGGCUCAAAUGAACACAGCAGAUCAUCUAAAGUUCAGCAUUUGAACACGUCCAUUUCUCCAACACCAACGUGACCCACAUGAGUGUUUCGGUCUCCCAGACUUCUUUUUGAUUUAUCCUGGAGCCAGCUGGCUUCAGCCCUGUAUGGUGCCUGCACCUGUGAGCUCCUGCAAGAUUAGAUAACUAGGACUGCUUUAAGACUCGGCCAGGUUCUGGAAAAUUGUAAAAGUUGGUGUUCAGAUGUCUGAUAACACCCCACAAACAUAAAACAGCAUGCAGCCAUUUCGCAUACACGUACACACACAAAAAGCACAAAUAUGAACGCAUCCACUUGCACACAUAUAGAAUACAGGGAGAUCCUGAAGGCUUUUUGAGAGCUUAAAUCACCCUGAAGCCCAUCAGACCACAUCAGUGUGUUAGCGUGUGUGAGUGUGUGUCAUGGACAGCCCAAGGCCAGGCCAACCAGCAUUAGUUAGCAGGACAGCAGACUCAAGUGAAGCACAACCAUGACGAUUUGAACCAUCUCCUAUGGGAGGCAAAGAGGAUUCACCAACGCUGUCUAACCCUGCGAUUGUCCAGCCACAACAAACCCCCGUGGGGCCAUCAUUGCUUUUUUCUAACCCCACAUAAAGGCACAACGUAUGACAUGUAGUGUUUAGGAUUAAAUGCAUGGAUGAAACAGUCUUUUAAAAGGACUUUUGUCUUUUUAAAAUGGGGUUUAUGAUUUUCAUUUUAAAGGGAUAAUCCGGCAUAAAAUUAAGUUAGAGUCAAACACAUCGUAACACUGAGUUAGACACCCCCUUGAGAGACAAAUGUUGCCGACCGCUUGCUUCUCUAGUUAUACCAACUUUAGUUACGACCACACAAUGGCAAUACACAGUGGUCUACGUCUCCACGCACAUACCUCAACCAACAAGCCACUCUGUAGCCAUAAAUAAUGCUCAGAACAGCACCUAACUUCAUCAACAGUACAUAUAGGGUCCAAACCACAGCACUAGCCACCAAACAUCUUUUUAGCUUUGCCUAAUUUCUUUAGCAAAGAGACUAAACACAACUCACCUACUCUCUUCCAGCAGCCGCUUGUUUGUAGAAAGACCUCGGACAAGUCCAUCAUCAAGUGCAGCAGGGUGAAGCAACUCGAGGAAGAACAUUUAUGAUCAUUCAUCCAUGGAAAUGCAAUCAGACCGAGACGCUAAGGCAGAUGAACUACCGUGUUUGCACUGCAAAAUGAUUAAUAUGGUGAUUAUUACUUCAAGGAAAUGAUUAAGUAUUGCUAUUGUGCGGUCGUUACUAAAGUUGGUAUAACUAGAGAAGCAAGCUGUCGGCAACGUUAAUCUCUCGAGGGGGUGUCUAACUCUGUGUUACAGUGUGUUUGACCUUAAAUUAAUUUUACGCCGGAAUAUCCCUUUAAUAGCUAUUGGAUCAACCACAAUGAAUCUCAGUCAGCUCUGUCCUUUAGCUCAGAGACUGCAGAAAGUUUUUUUCUUUUUCCUUUGGCAGGAAGAGUCAGGUCUGCCAUAUAAUUCAACUAAGUUUGAGACUUUGACCCAAGCACUCAUCUCAGUUUACGUGUAUGCACUUUCAAGUUAUUUUUCAGCACUUAAUUGUCAGAAAGCUGAUUCAGUAGUUACACCAUUUGGUGAUGCAACACACGUACAUGCUCUUCUGCCUGCCAUGCUAUUUAGGUCUAGGAUGUGAAAGCCACUGAGUUAUGACUAAAACUAAAAGACAUUUUAGGCUAAAGACUUUAACUAAAACUAAAUUAAAAACUACUUCCAAAAUUAACAUGUUCAUAAAUUCUGUGCAUCAAAACCACUCUCUUCUUUUUUUGUCUCUUAAUCAGUGCGUAUAAGACACACACAUUACAAAUAAAAAUGCACAUGGAUGUUACAAGUUUGUGCAGAUGUAAAAACAAGUCGAUGCAAGAUAGUAGCCCCUGCAGAAAGGUACUCACCCCCUGUAGAGGUACAAAAGACUCUUACUGAACUAACAACUCAAAAUGGUUGGUAUAUUCAGGCAAUUGUGCACUUAUUUAAGAAUAAUUGUGCAUAUUAUUUCCUAUUCUAUCAAGUGUGUUAUUUAAAAUGUCAACACACUCUACCUUUAAUGCAUUUUCAGUUGUGCCAGGGGAAAUCUAAGUGUGAAAAACACCAAAGCUUAGGGGAAUUUGGAGAAACACAGUCGACAGAUGAUGAGGUGUUUAACUGUGAAACAACUCAUCCAAAUUACUAUGCAGUUGAGCUAUUUCAUAUAGAGCUGCAUUGUUCAAAACAGUCUGCCAGUCUUGUUCAGAAAUGUACUUUUGUAGCGUAUCAGGACCAAACACACGGGCAUGGCCAGGAAAGCAGCAAAAGAAAAAAUAAGACGCACACAAAAAAUCAAACAAAAUAAACCAGACAGCAGUAGUUUGUAUUUCAGUGUAAUACAAAAUGACUCAAACUGUUUGUGCUAUUUUCUCAAAAGUUUGAUUUGAGUGAGGGAAGAGAAAAUAGCUUUGGCUGAAACUGCACAAAUCCUGUGGCCAAUUUUACAUAGAGAUUUCACAAUUGACUGCAGUGCUAGAAAGAUUUAAAUUCAAAUUUGAGUCAGAAAAAAAGAUCACAAAAAUAAAAAGUGACCUGACUCAAGUGUGAGAAAGCUGUCAUCUCUGCUCUGAACUGCAGCGAUGUGAUCAAAUGAUGAAUUUUGUUAUAUUCUUUCUCACUGUGAUGAAUUCCAAUCGUGAGAUUUCUUUCUGGAUUGCAAAUGAAUAGUGUUUUCUGCAGGAAUGCAUUGAUGGCUCAAGUGAAGAUAACACUACUCUAUCAUUUCUUGUACAGACAACAUGAAAGAACACUGACUUUUAAAGACCUGACAGCUGUUGGCAGUAUGUGUGGUACUAAAUAACAGCGACAUGGUGAAAUAUGUAAGAGCAACAGGAUUUAUUACAGGCAAUCAUGUCGCCCACCCCUUAUUGUUCCCUGGAGAAUAAGUAACACACUGCUUUGGUCCGUGGCGCUGGUGUCCCUUGGCUAAGAACAAUUAGUGUCAUUUGAAUUUUUUCUAUAACCAACCUCUAAGAUGCAUUACAACCAUCCACCUCUGUCAAAUACAUAUUUUAAUUUCUGCAGAUUGUGUGUGGAUGUGCAAGCAUGGAAACAGUUGAAAGAAAAAACUAAUAAAUGAAAUAAUAUUUGCUUUGACUUAAUCACAGAACACAAACCAAGCAGAGAGGGUGAUAGGAACGGUGAUAUUCAAUUGAUUUUGGCUCACCAAGCGUUACAAGUCACUCUGAUACAAACGCAGUUUAAAGAAGCAGGUCGAGACUGCUUAUGUAGGAAGAUAGUCUGAGUGCAGGGAUGGGUUUCAAGCACUGCUUUUACUCAGAGCUGUAUAAAAUCAUCAAGUCAGUCUGGAUUCGACCAGGCUGAUCGAUAGCGAGCUGGUGAAAGUCUACUAGAAGGCUCAACUAGAGGUCAUACCAUACAGUAAUGGCACCUGCAUAUGUUUCAAGUCUCUAAGACGUUUGGCCCCAGAAAGUCAAGGAGAGCAAAAUUCUACUGAUAAUUGUUAAAUGUUAUGAAAACAAUUUUACUUCUCUUUCCAAAGUGAUAAAUAUCACAUUUUUGUGGCAAUAUAAGCAAAAAAAAAACAGUCUGAUUACUUCUUUAGAAACUGAUUAAGGAUGUAAUCAUCCACUGUGAGACACAAGCAUGAUAGAGAUAAUUUCAAACGCUGCCACGGCGAUAAGGGGAUCAAAUGAAGGCUUGUUUCAUGUAGAUGAAUGAAUUUGUUAAUCUACUGACCUUUCCCAUGCUGAAUGUUUAUACUCCAUACAAAUAUCCUUGUGUUACAUAAAAGGUCAACAAGCCAAAGGGGUCAGUCAAACUUCAGGGAUACACUCAUCAAACUCUUGAUGAUGAGUAACCUCUAUGAGGUUGUGAUGGCCUAUUAGUUACCAACCGAGAAAAAUACUAAAUCUACAUUUCCUUUCAGAGCAUAUGAUGAAUGUUUUAUGACUGAACAAGAUUUCAUUGGAUUGAAAAUAUGAUAAUUAUGGUAAUCUGUUGACUGCAGGCGAAUAGAGAUGUUAUUCAAAUGAAAUUUGCAUGCAUUGGCAUCUGAUGCCAAGUACUGAAAGCUAUUGACCGCAAAACAGAAUUAACAUCAUUGUGCUUUAACAUAAGAAGCAGUUAUGAGGACUCACUGUGAAGUGGUUAGGGUCUUUAAACUGAAGGGGAAAGAGCUUCAUGUCUGUGCGAUCAGCAGACAAUGAUCAUGGUACAAAGGCACAGGCUCGGGCGGCUGUGGCUCAGUGUUAGACUCGCUGAUCUCCCAAUGGGAAGGUCAGGGAUUCAAUUGCAGGGCUGUCCAUACGCCAAAUAUCAAUAUCAAGACACUGGACCUCACCUGCUCCAUGUAAUGUAAAAGCACUUUGAGUGGUCAGAAGACUACAGAAACUGCGAUAUAAACAGAGUCCAUUUACCACAGAAAAUAAUAGUGUUUCAUGCAGCCCUGAUCAAAGUGGUCGCCAGUCCCCACCAUAUCCUCCCUCUAACUGUCCAAUCCUCGCUUCCUGUGGACUUUAUAGCUGGAUGGCUUAAUUGGAGCCAUUUCCACAUGUAAUGUGGGAGCCCCGAGGGGGCUCAUUAAAGAAACUGGGCCGAUCCACCUCGACUAUUCUUCAGCCACCCCCUCAUUGAGGUCCUAUGGCUCCAUCCAAUGACAGAUACAGGAGGGUUUCCUUCAGCUUACGGGCUAUUGAUCGCCAUUAGACUGGAGGAAAGUCAUGCUGGCUUUUUGUUACUAUGGUCACAGAAGGAGCACAAAUGACUCACCUUUGCAGUAAAAUCAGAGGAAAUAGAAAUAAACAUAUUAAACAUCAUUUAUGUAAAUACUGUGGUCAUUUGCAAAAGCUUUUUCUAUCAAAUAUUGUUUAUUGGCAGGAUUUUUUUAACUAUUCAGAAUUAUUUGCUUUUUUGCCAUGAGUUAGAUGAGAAAAUUGACUUCAUCCCUCCAUGUCCAUCUGGUCAAUAUUUCUACUGCCAGCAGCCAAUUAGUUGAACAAGUAACCCUAAGCCCCUUUAUUUGUCACUCUCUGCUUUUCUCCUUUUAAAUCAUAAGCUUUCUAAAUGUUGUACAAGAAUUUCAAGUAGCAUUGGUACCGAGAGGGAGGAGUGACUCAUUGCAAGAAUAAGUUACUUCCUGUAGUUUCAGCUGGGGUUCAAUGCUUAAUCUUCACCAUACAGAAAUUAUGAUUGUUCUUUUAAUCAAAUCUGGUAAUAAGAAUAAGCAUAUUUCCCAACAUGAAUUGUAUACUGAUUUGCAAGCGUGUGCAUGCUGCAAUUAGCAUAUAACCAGGUAAUUUCUUACUCCGCCCUCUCUAUUAGUCAAGAAGAGGUCUUGUUUAUAUAAUGAAGGGUAUUAAAUAACAUUUUAGAAAUGUCACUGAUGCAGGCUAAUUUGAGUCACACCCCUCACUCAUUAUUAUGAUAGUGAAACUGUACUACGGUAUUUUUUCCAGAUGCUUGCACAGCAUCCACGAAGCCUUCAAAUGGCCUAUGGAUGUGGCCACAGUUUUGCCUGCAAAGACAUGCUGUCAGUCACCACUGUGCUCUUUAUCUCAGCAAAGUCAUUUCUCCGUUGAGUCAGUGACACCUCUGUAAUGUGGCAUCAGCAGACACACAAUCGCUGUGUCAACAUUGUUGGUGUCAUCUUUUUUUUUUGCCUCAAGGUGCUCUUUGAAUGUUACUGUGAAUAGCAGCGUACAAGCAGAGAAGGACGGAUAAAAUUAGUAAGGGAUGAGAAAUAAUAAUUAAGACUACAUUAUGAAUGUCAAAGGUGCUUUGAAACAAGAAGAAACAUAGCUAACAUGCUACUCAGACCUGCGUUAAACAUCAUUACUUUACAUCUUACUAAGGUCCUGGUGCAUGUGUCAAACUGAUUUUGAUAUGGUGUAAACAAUUUGUUAUUAUGGUGUUAAAGGAAAAUUAAAAAUGGUGCCAAAGUAAACAGGCAUACUCAAAUGAAGUACUUGGUUACUUGCAGGACACAGAUGCUGGACACAAGCAAAACAAUAUGUUUUGAUUUAUUUUUAGUAUUUGGACUGUAGUUCUAAAUGUAUUAAACAUGAGUGUGAGUACAUCAUCUUGACAAAUAUGCUGAAACUGUGAAAUUGUGUUGAUGGGACACACCACAGCACUAGCAAAUGGAUGACUUACACAUGUAAUAAGCAUGGGAAACAAUAAUAAUGAUGAUGUAUCUUUCCACUAAUUACCAAUGCUAUUAAAUGAGUCUUCUCUGCAAAUUAGCUGUCUCCUAGGGGGCAUGUUUUACUGGCAGGUUCAAUGCUAAUGACAGCUUGUCAUAGAGGGACUUGGUAUAUAUACCAACACUCUGACUAAUUGUAUAAUUAAGAAAGCACCAGAGUUGGACUUGGAUAAACACAUGUGUCUGUUCGAGAUCAUUAUUGUUAUGUGUCAAGUUCAAGCGCAGACAUAUCCUUAGUCUUGGGAAAGGAUAUGUUGAGUAUGCAUGCUAUCAUCAGACACACCAGAUUUGAAUUCCGACAUGCAACUGUGAGACCCUUUAACACACUGAGCUCAGCACCAGUCUUGACUUGGAAAUCUCAGUUGAUCAUUAGCAGAUGUGUAUCAGGGCAGGUUUUCUUUGUUUCCUUUUCAUUUCUUUAACUGUGAUUUGAUUUAUUCUGGUUUCUUCAGAUGACAGAGGGAUCGGCUCCAUUGUCUAACCAAAGAUUCUUGUGAGGCAUGUUUUUUUUAAAAUGUCUCUUGGUUCUCCUUAUUUACAUCAGUUAUUUCCUUGUCCAAACAAAACUCUCGGCUACACUGUCACUGUAUUGGAUCAAAUCCCCCAGGUUCAAUUAGUGAUGAUUGGAAUCAUAAUUAUAUAUAUUUUCCCUCCACAAGAGCGUAUAAUUGGGGGGACUUAGACACAGGGGAAUCUUUCAGUGGAGAUAUCCAUGGUCCAACACUCAUUAAGAAACUCAGCAGAGCUCGCGCGUUGAAGUCUGAGGGAGAUAGUCCAGGGGAGUGUCGAACACCUAAACUCUCUCUCAGGAAGCAGGCUUUAAUUAGCUAAUGAAUCUUGGAGCUCUCUCUGCUGACCUUUGGCCUUAUGUUGAGGAAUAAUAGGCCUGUUCACAGAGCAGUCAUGUCACAUGCAGUCGAAAUCAAUGUCUACCAUAGCUAAAGAUUUUAAUGAGAUAAACACUGCUUCCCCUUUUACUGCUGGAAACUGUGAAGGUUCGCAUUUAUAAAUCAAACCUGGAAACUGUCUGAAGGUUGUAACCUAUAGAUUUUUCUCAUGGUCAACAAAGGCCUGUACUUCAUUAUUGAUAUUGAAUAUUAUGUUGUUUGCACACAAAGGAUUUUAUAAAUAACAUCUUGUGGGGUGUGACCAAACUACAACAAAGGCAAAACAAUAAAUUAAAUAUUAAUUUCUCUAUCUCUGCUGAGUGAUUUACUUAGAAUUAAAGGUGUUUUGAAGACCAGGUAGUAUAUCCUGUUUAGAUGUAGAUUCAAAAGAGUACAAGCCAAGCUGAUGAAAUGACAAACAGUUGUGUAGACACUUAAUUCACUUAAAGAAAACAUUAGUUAAUUAGAUAGCUAAAGAUAUGUAGAUAUAAAUCAUUUAUAUCUGCUGUAGAUAUGAAGGAUGUGAUACAGUUUCGUAAGUGUGCGUGUGUGUGUGUGUUAGUGGGUGGGUGGGGACAGGACGGCUCUUCAUGGUCUUUGUUUAGGGCACCGUGUUGUGUACACCUGUAAUAAUAAAAAAAAAUGUUUAAGAGUCUGAUCUAGUAUGGUGUCUUUAAUACUGAAUAAGAAUAUGAUUCAAACAAACAAAGAUCAAAAUAAUGCAUAUAUUGAUUUCUGGUAGUUUUCACUUCCCCCUUGCUGUUGGUUCUUAUCGCCUGUUUGCCAUCUUGUUGUCUUAAAGGCUCUUUCUCUGUCCUUAGAGGGUUAUAAAUCUAGGUUUUAGGUUCUUAAGUGUCAGAGUAUCCCACUGUCUGACAGUUGUCUGAGCAGAUAGAGAGUCAUGUUGUUGUAGCACAAAGUCAGUGGGUUGCGAUGAAUUGUUUCCCCCUGUAGUGUUGGACCUAUAUGAGUUCUUUCUUCACUGUUGUUAACUCUGUUUUAGAGUUACAUGUUUGUGUGAGUCCACAAAAAAAGAAUCUAAAUGUCUGUGAUAAUUAUAUUUCUUCAUUAAUAAUGGCUUUUUGCUGACUUGAAAUCAGGAGUAGAUUUUUGCUGCGACUAUGAGACAGUUCAUCUAUUGCUCCCAUGUCUGCACACUGUCUCCCUAAAAUGACAUUUCCCUUGACUUCAUUUUGAUCAGAGCUGACCCGACACGGCAGGUCCAUGUCUCAGUGGCAGCCCCCACAACCCUGACAGAGUUCUGUCAGUCUGUUCAGUCAGCUGUGAGAGACUGCACGGUGCUCCUUGGUCCAGCAUUGGAAAUGUGCCCUGGGUGAGCUGGACUAUAAAUUAGUCUGAAUAAGUUAAGGGUUGGGCUGAGCUUGGCUAUCCCCUGUAGAUAUCAGCAAAGAAGAACCUGCCUGAAGGUUGGUGCUCUUAAAUCUUUUAUCAUUGCUGAGGCAGCCUGAUCCUGGCACAGACUGGGGCCAUCAAUCAGGGCCAAUGCUCAUAGCUAAUGGGUUAUUCAAGUUUUCCUGAAAAUUAAACAGCCAUCCGCAUGUAAAUCAAGCAUGAGGAACAGCACUUGCUGUUAUACCCUCUUGGCAAUUUUUUGUUCAAAUGGCACAUACAGUGGUUUUUAGCCUUUCUGCAACAUGCAAAAUAGUCAAAUCAGGCAUAUUAAAGCUGAUGUGUUUUUUUAAUGUGUCUAUAAAUUACACAUUAGGCACUCUGUGAUUAAUAAUUGCUCAACAGUUAAUCCAGUUAUCAGUCCAGUUAACAUGAUUUAAGAUACAACUUCCAACAUGAUAUGAUCGUAAACAACAUAACUGUCUCCCCUCUCAGAGGCAAUCUCAGUAUUCAUACGGUUGCUGUUUUGCCUUGCUGCAUUGCUAUUAUUAGCCCGACUCUUUGCAGGCACAUGUUUCAUGAGGAGAGAGGAUCAAAUUUUGAAGAGACUUGCCCCAUGGCAGGUGUGAAUUGGAUUGAUGGAGCCAAAGAAAUGGCAGAAAGGAUGACCUUUUAUUCAAUUCCAACUGAGAAUCUGAAUGGCAGAGAGCAAGGAAACCUGAAAUGUUUGCUGGUUUGGAUAAUUUAAAUAAGGGAAAUAUCAGUAACACUUUACAAUAACCAUAAUUUAUUAAUAGUAAAUAGAUAGUUUAUUAAUGUUUAAUCAUCAUCUAAAAACAGCAUAUAGACCAAUUAUGAAUGGCAAACAGUUUAUGAAUGUAAGUUAAUAGUUACUUUACCAUUAACAAGCACUGAAAUUAUGAUUAAUAAUUUUCAUUAAUUAUCAAUGGACUAUUUAUUAAGGGUUUAUAUAGGUUUAAAUAUUGGUUGUAAAACAUCUAGAUUAAGCACUUUGUGAAUGUUUAACAUUUGGUUUAUAAACCACCUAUAAACAUUACUUAGAUGGUUAUUGUAAAGUUAGGGUUUUUAAAAUUGUACAAUGUACAAUUUAUUAAUGGUCUAUAUGCUAUUUAUAAAUGAUGAUUAAACAUUAAUAAACUAUCUGAUUACCAUUUAUAAAUGGUAUAUUUACCAUAAGGUUAUUGUAAAGUAUGACCAAAAUAUCUCCCAUAAACCCAAGCAACACAGAGUAUCAUUUGUUUUGCUUAUGUUUUGUUUUGGGAAUUAAAGCACCAUCCUUUGCAUUUUUACAAUCAUUGCAACUCUGCUCGAUAUUUCAAAUUAGGAAUGUGCAGUAUGUCUCUGUUACCAUCUUCUUUACACAAAUGAGUAUAAUUGCAGUAAGGAAAACACAGUCCAAAAGAUUCACACUGCUUCAGCGCACAUCUGUCUUCAAAACAGAUUGUUCACAUCUCCACAAAAACAGCCUGUAGUGUUUUUUUUUUCAUCCUAUUUCCAGUUUUUUUUUCACAGUUUGUCUCCAUGUGGAAUGAUAAAUUAAUAAAUAGAGCUUCUGAAUAAGGUUGUUUUUAACACAUGACAGAGAGUAUGCAUGAACACAUGAAAUCUGAAGGUCAUUCAGGCAAAAGGACCUUGAGUAUGAAAUCACUGAUGCAGAUCACGCGUAGACGUUUGUGAUCCGUCCUUUUUUUUAUCUUCUACCAUAAAAAAUGUGUAAAUAUUUUACACUGUUGGCUGUCAGUUUGCAUGGAAAUAUAUUAGUGUCACCGUUUCGAUGCUUUUAUUGUGACAGCAAACCUAUAUAAGAAGCAAAUGUGCCAGAGAAAGCCUAGACAGAUCACCUGGUCUUGGCUUACUCUACUUCAGAAGCAAUUAAGCCUGUUUGAAUCAAUGCUCUAACAUUCCAAAUUCACUUUUAAUAACACCUCCAGGCGAAGCUGUUUUUGGGGCAGUGACAGAAACAUCGAUAAUGAUCCAUUGCCCCACAUCUUGGAGGAAUCCUCACAUAUCUGAAAACAGUUCAGAGCCUCACCAAGUUAGUCAGAGAUCAUGAAUUUAUAAACUGAAGGAGACGAUUGGACAUACCAGCGCACUGUAUCUCCAGGGACCCUCCUCUCCCUGUCAACUGGAGAACACAUCAAAAUGUUGCCGCAAAGCUGGCGAGGAAAAGAUUAUGUUAUUAUUGGUCCCCGGGAAAUAGGAGAUGGCCGAGGGAGCUCAGAAGUCAGAGGCAGACUCGAUUACCAACUUGGAAUCGUGCCCCUGCUUCGUCUUUGUGGACUCAGCUUUGUAAAUCUAGAGGAGGAGAGGAGAGACAGGGAGAAUGUGUGAGCCUGCAGUGCUGACCUGAUGACUCUGAUGUACACGUCACUGUGAGCAACUGUGUAGUAAAUAAUCAGGGUUUACCAUUUAGCACCUGUCAAAGUAUUUCUAUCACCGAAACAAGUAGUACAGGGUUGUAUUGGAUCAUGUGCCAAUAUGCACUUUAACACUUGCGACAAAUUAGAUAGAUAGAUAGAUAGAUAGAUAGAUAGAUAGAUAGAUAGAUAGAUAGAUAGAUAGAUAGAUAGAUAGAUAGAUAAAUCCAUUAUUAGAUAAAUAAAAUAAAUAAAGGUAUUUUUGAUGCCUUUACAGUUGCUCCAGAAAAACAAAGUUAGUUCUAUUUUACCACACAUAAUAUAUGUAUAUUUAAAAAAUUGGCACCAUCUUUAGGGUGUGGGAUAUGGAAUAAAUCCAUCUUUCUUGGAACUUGGAGUCUUUUUUGCCAGACGCCUGACAAAUCCUCUGGAGGAUUAAGGAAAGCUAGGAAACUUAGUAUAAAACAAAAUAAACAAACAAAUAAGAAACACUCAUAAAUAAGGCCACAUUCAAGGCAAGGUUCCUUUCUCCAUGCAGCCUGGGUGCUAAAUAUACAACAAGGCAAUAUACCUAACCAAUGAAAACUAACUUUAUUAUUCAUAUCUAAAAAUAUACAACACUGAAUUUUUGCAUGUCAUUACAAUCAAGUCACAGUAUAAUAUAAUAUUUUCACAGAAAACUUUAAGGGGGGUCCUGGUGUAAGUUCAACAUUCUGUAGGAUAAUUUUCACACAUGCUUUGUUACAGUAAUUCUUCGUUAAUCGGCGGCAGGUGUUCUCUUCACAGCUGGUUAACCUGUGCUGAUGUGAAAAGCCGUCAAGCUUCAUUGUCUGCCAUCAGCUGCUGUCGUCUGUGGUGUGUAUUCUUGUCACGUCACGCAGGCUAGGUGCCGAGUACAAAUAGGUUGAGUGGGUCCUGCUGAGGUGAAGACGCCUUACUACUUUACACAGCUGUGGGUAUGGAGGAAUGUCUUGACUUCAUUAAUGUGACAAAACGGAUAAGUCUACAAACCAAGAGAAAUGCGGGCAGUUUUAAUUUGUAAAGAAGUGAUUCACCUCUUAGUUACAGACAUGCUAGCUGGGCCGUGAGGUUGUAGCUCAGCGCAGCAGUGCUUGGGUUAACAAAAUUAGCAUGCUAACAAGUUCACAUCGCUAAAACUAACAUCCUGAAUUUGGAAUCUCACCUUUCUAAUUCAGAAUACUUACUUGACUUUUCUUUAACUUGUCUAUCAAGAUCUCAUUUAAAUGUGUUUGCAUAGUUGUAUUGGCAAUAAAGUACAAAGCUACUGCAAAUAGAGUAUUUCUCACAGAUGAGUAGAGGAUAUCCUCCAAAUACCAUGAUUCCAACUGUCCUUGAGACCUUUUUUUAUUGCCAGAAACUGUGUAACUAUUUCUCAUCUUAAAUUAACAGAAUAAGCAAAGCCAUUUCUCAGCUCCUCUUCCAUGUGGAGUGCCCCAAGGCUCUAUACCCAGCCCAGUCCUUUUCUCCUUAUAUAUGCUCCCCCUGGGAUCUAUAUUUAAAAAAUAUAACAUUUCUUUUCAUUUCAAUGCUGAUGAUACGCUGCUGUAUUUACCCCUGAAAUUAGGAGCUUCCAAUGCCUUGGGCCCACUGUUAGACUGUCUGAGGGACAUUAAAACCUGGAUGGCUCUAAUUUUUCUGAAAUUAAAUAAGAGUAAGACUGAAGUAAUUGUCUUUGGACCACAUGGCAGCUGCCCCAGAGCAGAUCUGUCCACUUUCGAGCCCUUCUUAAAGACUCUUGGGGUUAUAAUGGACAGAGAUUUUAAAAUGGAUCUACAGAUAAAUGCUCAUGCUUAUCAUCUUCGUCUUUUAAACAAGGUCGUCUUUUUUUAUCUUUUAGUGAUUUUGAGAAGGUUAUGCAAGCUUUUAUCACAACUCGUCUUGAUUAUUGCAGUGCACUUUUUUUUGGUGCCAGCUAAACCUCUCUUAAUCGUUUACAGCUCGUUCAAAAUGCUACAGCUCGUGUUUUAUCUGGUCACCAUAAAUAUGACCACAUUUCCCCUAUUUUAGCCUCUCUUCACUGGCUUCCUGUGCAUUUUAGGAUUGAUUUUAAAAUUUUGUUAUAAACUUAUAAAUCUUUAAACGGGCUUGCUCCUUUUUAUCUCUCUGACCUUUCAAAACCCUAUAUUUCAUCUCGGACUCUCAGAUCCUCUGGCCAGUGCCUUCUGACUGUCCCUAGGUCAAGAUUAAAGUUGAGGGGAGACCAGGCUUUUUCUACUGCUGCACCUAACUCGGGAAUGCUCUUCCUCUUCAUGUCUGACUGUCCCCUUCACUGCUUGUUUCUAAAUCAAAUUUGAAAACGCACUUUUACUCCUUGGCUUUAAACUCUGGAGAACUUUUAUCACUUUUAACUUUUAUUAACUUUUAACUUUUAUUUAAUCAUGUUUUUUACUGAACCAUCUAUGUCCCCCUUUUUUUAAUGUGUUCCUUUGUCUUUGUUUUAUUGUUUGUGUUCAUUGUCUAGUUGUAUUGUUUUAAUUUUUACUGUACAGCACUUUGCUCAGCAUUCUGUUGUUUUUAAAUGUGCUUUAUAAAUAAACCUGGAUUGGACUGGAUAUUUUGCUAGAAUUGCUUAAAUGCGAGGCGUAGGCUCUUUUGAAGUUAAUGCCGCCCAUAAAAGGAGUGAAAUGAUGAAUAAAAACUUCAUCAAUAACAGAUGAUGAAAUAAUCCAUAUUAUCAAACAUACAUUUCUUGCUCUGUUGACUCAACACACAACAGAAAUAAGAGUUGUCAAUGGGAAUCCACAUAUAUGACAAUAACAAUAAAGGAUUUCGCUCACCGCUGUUUAGCUAUUGUAUUUUUUCACUGCAGUACGUGCUCGUCAUUGUCACAGCAGUCAGAUAAUGCAGAAGCUAUGCUAAUCCACAAAGACAGUUAAGUGGUAUUCAUCUUUUAUUCCUGUUUCCACACCACUGAUAUCUACUCUCAGAUGCUUGAUGCCUCAGUUUUUGGAUUUGGACAAUGAGUCACAGCAAUCUGAAAAUAGAUUAUUUUGAGUUUUUGGUGCAAAUCAAGUACAAACACCCCCUACUGCAUGACUGGAUCACAGCAAAUUUCCUUUUUUUUUUCCCAAAAGUGUACCUCAGUAAAAUGAUUCUGGGACUCCUGCUGUUCAUUUCCAAAACCUACACAUUAACAGUUUAUAUGAGUCUCAAUUAUAAAGCCCUGGAAACACAGUCUGCAGCCAUCUCUUUUGGAGCUGAUGCAGCAUGCAGACAUCACUGGCUGAGUGAGGUAUAAGCCGCCAUAGACGCAGCGUUCCCUCAGAUGUAUUUGAAUAAGACAUGAUGCCAGUUUAUUUUCGUAACAUCCCCCACCCCAGACUGUUGGCAAGCAAUGGAGUUGUGACUAACCCUCUUCUAGUCUCCACAUUAGGCAGGGAAAAUAGAACAAAAAACACUCAGUCUGUUUCUCUGCGGUUCACACUGUAGGCAAUUAGGUAAAAAUUCUUAUCGGAGUAUACAGUGUUAAUUUCUGCAUUACAGAGCAGCAGCGGUGUUUCACUGGGGGGGGGGGGAUCAUCUUUGAUCCUGAAUAACGUGCAUCCAAAUUGUUCAUUACUUUACUGACACACUUUUUCCUCUGCUGCAGUUUCAGCCCGGGCUCUUUGAUGUUAAAUAAUGAAUAGACAUCACAUCACACAGCCACACUACUCAUGAAGGUUCAGCCAAGAAUCUCUAUAAAGCAUUUGACUUUCAAGCCCUCGCCAAUCUGCUAUGUUAAAACCAGACUCACUGUCCUUGAACGCGCGAUCAAGAUACAGACUGUAAAUACGCAAAGAGGAAAAAACACUGAAAUCAUAUUUACUGAAAUGUCUGUAUUUCACAGGUCUGGACCAAGAUUGGCCUGUCUGCAGGGGUAGGCGGGCAGGAGAAGAGGAGGAGGAAAUGGCCGGCAGAGAUGUCAUAAACGUCACCACUACGUAGUUUGUCAAGUAUGCAGUGUGGUCCUCCCUGCUGCACAUCAACUGUGUUGCCAUGAUCCAGUUUUAACUGUGGGUGAGUAUCUUGAGCCUUUUUCAUUUUCACAGUUGAGAUGGUAUAAUAUUACAAUGGGCAUUUUGAUAUGUUCCACACAUUUGGAUCAAUUUUCAUCCAAAAAAAAGAAGUGCUCCGUGAGUAUGGUGUCCUUGGUGACUCUUGAGCUAUGUCAGAAAUAGAGCUAACAAAUGUCACAGUGCAGUCAUUAGGGUUACCCGGUCAACCUGAAACAACAAAUCUAAGAACGAUAUGUUGAAUCUUGAACAUACUUUUGGUUCAUGUAAUUGGAACUCAGAGUGUUCCCAUCUUCACCUAUGAAUCAAUCAGCAUUUCUUUGCUUUUGCUGCCUCGUUUUGGCCUCUACCGUCUUAUUCUACAUCAGACUCUCCUCAGUUACCCAGAAAUGGAGAGGCAUGAAAGGUGAUGUUAAAAUUCUGUAAAGUUGACCACAGAAGUCUGUUAUGUAGGAAACUCCCUGCUUCAUAGUAAUCACAAGUGGCCCCACGAUACAAUAUAAUCCGGAUACUUGGGCCAUGAUACAAUAUUAUCCGGAUACUUGGGCCAUGAUACAAUAUUAUCACGAUACUUGGGUCAUGAUACAAUAUUAUCACGAUAAUUGGGCCACAAUAUGAUAUUAUCUCGAUACUUGGGCAACAAUACAAUAUUAUCUUGAUACUUUGGCCACAAUACAAUGUCAUCAAGAUACUUGGGUCACGAUACAAUAUUAUCUUGAUACUUGGGCCACGAUACAAUAUUAUCACGAUACUUGGGCUAUGAUACGAUAUUAUCACGAUACUUAGGCCACGAUACAAUUUAAUCACAAUACUUGGGCCAUGAUUCGAUAUUAUCACGAUACUUGGGCCACGAUACAAUAUUAUCACGGUACUUGGGCCAUGAUUCGAUAUUAUCACGAUUUUUAACACUUUGCAAUACAAUAAAUAUUGUGAUACAAUGUAUUGCGAUUUAUGCAAUUUUUUCAACGUUUUAGCUAAUUCAGCAUUUGUCCCUCUUUGUGUUUGUCUUAUUUACGCUCAAUUUUAUUUUUAUGUAACACCUCUUGCAAACCUUUUACUUAUAUGUUGUACUAACUUUCUCCUGCUGUAUGGUGUCACCUCUGCCAACCUCACUGGACAAACAGUUGAUUUUUAUUUUCCAUUAUCAUAGAUUUGACUUCAUUUUAGCAAUAAUUUGAAAAAUCAGUACUUGAUAAAGGAGACAAUGCGAUACAUCACCAGACAAAAUACCGCAAUACUAUGCUGUAUCGAUUUUUUUAUCCCAACCCUAGUACUUAGUGUGUUUAUCAGUGAAAUCCUUCUGUAAUUUAUUCCAGGAUGCGCAAAGUCUAAUGGAAUAUUUUCUGUAUGAUGUAUUGCUCUUCUACUUAAGCAUGCAGAGCCAUGUAUUAUAAUAUCAUAGGGCUGUGCUGCAAAUCACCUCUCCAAAGUCAUGAGUUAAAAAUUUCAUACAGUCAAAUUCCAUAUCAGAAAAAUGGUGCACAGCUUGAGUCACCACUUACACUCCAUCCAUUCUCCCCUGAUGGCUCAGGCAUUAAUGAUGUGUUUAUCUACAGAGCUCAAUAAACAUAAUUGUCUUGUACAAUAUUUUAAGCCUCUGUAUACCGCCACCUCUCCCAGCAGUGGGACCUGGAUAACUGUGAGAAAUGAUGACUGGUUUCCUCAUGUGAAAAUCUGAAUGGCAAACACCUGGGCCCACAUGAUGUCUUUUUCUCCUUUGUUUUAUCGCGCAGAUAAGUUGAUGGCUGUGUUUUUCCCAGUUAUUGCUCAGGGUAAUGCAAUAGCAUUUAAGAGGGGGAAACUGACUUGUAGAGUAAUAUGGGGGACUGUCAUAUUUCAACUCAAUGUAAAUGAUCAACAGUGGUUCAGGGAGAAGAACUUGAAUAAAGAUACAUCUGAAAAUAUGUUAAUUCGUUUUUAAUAAAACUAAGAAGUUUGGAGUUUGGCAAGAUUAAGAGUAAACCUACCAAGUUUUUGGCCAUCAUAAUGGAUGAACUAACCCUCCCUCUUUAUUGAAUAUUUUCUUAGAUAGAUUGAUGUCAGACAGCGUGAAGUCAGUUAAUAUAGUAAGCUACAUGAAUACAGUUUUUGACUCCUCUUAAAUCAACUUUGACAAAUUAGGACUAGUCAUUUAUGUGUCAUCAAAUUGUAAUAUUGGUAUGUCAGGGUGUGUUCAGUUACACUCUUUAAGGCUUUUUUUUUUUUUCAGCAUGAGCUCAAACAUUGCUAGCUCUAACCAGAUUUGCAGGUUUGUCAGUCGUGUUUACUUGCUGCAACAUUAGUGAGGACCUGACCCAGCGUGGCUUACAAGGCAACACAUCUUUAAGUCUUAACGUUAACUUGCUAAAUUGGACUUACUGGAACAUGCACCUCAAGCCUCAGUCUGAGUUUAUGUGACGUCCAAAAGCUUAUAUUUUUAUAAGCUACUAUGAAAUAUAUUUUCUCUUUCAUCACAUUGUUAAAAAUUGUACAAACAUGGUUUUAAUCAUCACGCUGUUUAUGGUGCUGGUAGAUUUUUUAAAGGGGAUACAAAGCUGACCAAUAUGAUCUGAACUCUGCACAUUUGCCAAGCAGUCCACCCUCUGCCUGGUGACAUCAUUUCCUGCCAUUUGGCCUGUAAAUAUUGUUUCUUCUUUUUUUUUUUUUUUUUUUUCUCCCUUGGCAUGAAGUCACUGCCCGUCCUCAGUGAUGGCACAGAUGAGCUCAUCAGGUUGGCGCAGGGAAAAAGCCUCUCUUCAUGGCCUCCUUCAGCGACUUUGACCUUUUAUUCGUUAAAUGUCUGACAGUAUCAUUUUAAAACCUCUUAAAUCAUUUUUUUUCUGCAGAGGUCAUAAAUUAUUACCUCUGUUUCUUUUGGUGAGACUUGAAUGUUGCUCUGUCUGCUGCAGAAUUAUAUGUGUUUCAAAGCUUAGGCUUGACUACUGCACAAUUUGUGUGUUCACCCAAUGUCUGUUUUUUUAACUUACAGAGCGACACAUUCAUUCUGCUGUCAUCUCAUGUCUAUUAUGGUGUUUCUGCAACAGUGAAUAAAAAAGGAGGUCAUGGUUCUUGAGUGAUAGAGAGCUACACAUUUGUUUCUCAUAAUCUGAUGACUUUGUCUCAGUAUUUAUUUUCAGUUAUGAACCUAAAUUCAGGUAUUUUUAUAUUCUCUUUUUAAAUAUUGUCAUAACUCCUUGACAUGUUUUGGUAACACUUUACUUGACGCCUUAAUGAGGUCAGGUAUUAUAAUGUGUUAUGCUUAUUGUUAUAAAGCCUUAUUAUAAUUAAUAAGAUAUUAUAAUGAUAGUUACACAAGUAAAUUAUAACUCAUCAUAAAUAUAUGUAUAAUGCAUUAUCUAUGUGGGCAUUGUCAGUGGGUUGUUGACAGUUAUAAUACAUUAUAUAUCUGACCUUGUAAGUGAUGAUGAAAUGCUUUGUACUGUAUUAUGAUUAUUUCUAUAAAGCAUUAUGAUCAUUUAUGAGUGUUUAUAACUAUAGUUAUACAGUGCAAUAACGUGAUUAUAAUGCAUAAUACAUAUAUUUAUAAUAUGUUAUAGACGUAGGCAUCAAGUGUUACCCAUAUUUUAUAAAAUGAAGUGUACUAAUAUAUCCAUUUUCUCUUCCCAGGUAAUGUUGAACCAAAUAACCAACCCUGGAGAUGCCGAAGAGAAGAGAUAUUCUUGCCAUCGUGUUGAUUGUGUUACCCUGGACGUUGCUCAUCACUGUUUGGCACCAAAGCGCUAUCGCUCCACUUCUCGCCAUCCGCAAGGGUAUGCAGUGCACUUCACUGGCAAUAUUAAACCUGAAGUGGGUCCUUGAACCUAACACCACACUUCAAGUUUAGACAACAGGCCGUUCAUUUAGAGCCACUCGGAAACCACGACCAUCAGCUUCAUCAGAGCUCAAUAGCACUUGUCCAGUCAUUGUAAACCUAAUCAGUGUUCAUUUUUAUGUCCAUGAAUAGGGAGCUAUAACCACAUAGCAUACAAGGAGGUAUUUUUGAGCAGCAGUUUCCAUUUGUUUGUGGAACAGUAUCCCUCAGCUGUUAGAUCUGAAGGAUUUUAUUGUGUUCAUAACCAUUUGCCAACAAUAGUUCGAUAAAACAAAAAUGUUUCAUAACUCAGUCAUGGCCUCUACCCUCAAACACAGCAUGUUAGCGUCAAACAGCAUGUCAGUGAGUCAUUCUAUUCAUUUAGAUUCAAAUUAUUCCACAGCUUUAUGCACUGAAAUCCAGCAGGGAUUGAUUUCAGUUUGUUUUAUCAUAAAUUUGAUGUUUUUCUGCUUCCUAAGCUUCAUGGAAUAUUUGAAUCCCAUGUUGUAAUAUCAUGGUUGUACACCAGUCUGAAUCAUUAAUACACUAACUCAUGAUCCUCUCAGAGACCAUAAGCCAACAGUGUAAAAUGUCAAGUAUACCGUAAAGUAAACAAGCCCAAAUUAGAGCGACAGAAAAUCAAUAAUGCUCUUUGCCCUCUCCUUUGAGAGUCAUGAGCAAACAUGAAAGGUUCAACCAACAUUCAGGAUCUGACAAACAAAACAGGUCCACACAAACCCCUUAAGACAGUCUGAAAACAACAGAAACAACAUAUACUUUAUUUCAAUAUUUAAUGUGCAAAUAUAAUACAAAACACUAAUACAGAGUGAACAGAUAUACCUAACAGAGCACUGCAGGUACACAGAUUUUCUCCCUUUUAAUGAAAUUAAGUGUUGACAAUUCAAAUGCUUUCAGUUAUUUUAAUAUCUCCUGGGAUUAAGUAAAGACACAAUAAAGUCCAAAAAACAUUUGGCAGUGUCAUUUGACCCAGCUGUGAAUACUAGCGUCCCUUUUCAUGCUCUGAAAAGAGAAGCUAGGGUUUUUUCCUUUUUGGCAGCAUGCUUGCUGGCAGCCUCUGUCGAACAUCUGGCCAUCAGCAGAUUGUGUUAAUCUAUCCGCUGCAGAGAGAUCCUCCUUAUGCUGGAGGUGCAAAUGGUACUCAGGCAGAACGGUGACAAAAGAUUACCAUUAGCACAAUGAAAAGAAAUUAAAAACCUUAAUGAUUUAAUUAUUAUAUUCUAUCUAUCAAGACCCAAAAUCAUAGUCAGAAUAUCACAUUUUUAAUCUCUGUAACCUUACACACAAGGUUUAAAUAAGUGUUCACCUUCUUUCACAUUUAAAUGAAUGAUUUCCUUUAAACUGUGUACUAGAAAGAAAUGAGAAGUCAUGAGCGAAGUGUUGUCCUGCUGCAGGUUUCCAACCUUUUUGUCCAGUUUGAUUUCUGGAAUUCCCGACUACAGGUGAUAUUUAACAAAAAGUGUAGUGACCAUCAAAGCAAACAUUAACUUUUGAAUCCCAAUCAGAAUUACCUCAUAACCCUGUAAUCUGUUUUCAGUCAUGUAUAAGCAUAAAUAUGUUCAAGUCCCACUCCGAUCGAUUAUUUAUUUAUUUUUUUACUACUUGAAGUGUUUUCAGUAGUUUUUACCAAAAAUCACAUUACCUGUGUCAUUUUCAAAGGUUUUUCUUCUGCAGAGUACCAGUAGAUUAUUAGCAAUUCACCUUUGAGUCGUGGGCGGAGACAGCGCCGCUCUGCACACUCGUCCUCAUGUUAGCUUGCAGCCUAACAUUGCCUAACAUUGAACAGGAGCUAUUCAGCUCUCUGACACUAAUGUCGUUAGGGACUCGAUGAAAGCUAAUAUAUUAGCUUUCUUUUGAGCAUUGCAACCCACUAACGCACAUGCUUGUUCUGCAAUCGUCCUCUGUAUUUCUUCUCUAUAUGCAAAUUGGGCCUGCAUAGCGGGGCGCUGUGGGCGGAGCUUGGAUUGGUUACGAAUGAAAUUUCAUUGUUUCUGAAUCUGCCGUUUGGGUCUGCCAGAUUCACAGCGAUUUGAAUGAAUGAAUACUCAGAAAAGGUAUUUCACAUUGAGUUUUGUCAUGAUCUGUCCUGUAGCAUCAGAAAAAUACCAAAUAAAGAUAUAAAAAAAAACAAGAAAAAUGUGAUUUUCAUUGGGGUGGUGAGCUAGGAAAGUAAGUGGGGUUAGACAAGGAGAAGUGAGUCCAUGGUGGAGUCUGAACAUAAAAAGAGGGCAUGUUUCCUGGAUCCACAUACCCACAUUUUUCUUUCUUUAUGAAGAAAAGCCCGAAGGCAACACUGAGGGAAUAGCAAGGCUCAUCCCCUCCUGUCCCUUUGCUCUCGCUGUCUCUCUGUCCAUCAGCUGUGUUACCCUCUCACAGUGCCUGCUUUCACUUUUUGCAGCCUGUCACCACCUAGUAAAAGAGAUCUUUAUCAUUCCAGAGAGGCUUGCAGUCCGUCACCACCGGCUCUCAGGUACACUUUACCCCCAUUGGGUUUAAGUCACCUGAGGAAAAUAUACAAAGGGCAGCCCAAGGUUGCACUAAUGCCUUACAUGUCUUCUUAUCCCCAAAUCUGCAGAUGAUGGUGUCGAGAGGAGGAGGGAGGCUGGUGGCCAAGCUCAGGACUCCAAGGAAUACUGUGCCUCAGAUAAGGACAUAGUGGAGGUGGUGAGGACAGAGUAUGUGUACACACGGCCUCCACCCUGGUCCGAUGUGUUGCCCACCAUACACAUCAUCACCCCCACAUAUAGUCGCCCGGUGCAGAAGGCGGAGCUUACACGGCUGGCAAAUACCUUCCUCCAUGUUCCCAACCUGCACUGGAUUCUGGUGGAGGACUCUCAAAGGAGGACACCUCUCGUGACAAGACUCCUCAGAGAAACUGGGCUCAACUAUACCCACCUCAAUGUAGAGACACCCAGGAACUAUAAACUGAGGGGUGAUACUCGAGAUCCCAGAAUCCCACGGGGCACCAUGCAAAGGAAUCUGGCCCUUCGGUGGCUGAGGGAAACCUUCAACGCCAACAGCAGCCAAGCAGGGAUUGUCUACUUCGCUGAUGAUGACAACACAUACAGUCUGGAGCUGUUUGAGGAGGUAAGAGCUGAUUCACAAACUCAUCGUCACCCUAUGAAAAUAAUGGCCUAUGUCAUUUUUGACGAAAAUGAGUUUUUGGUCUAAAUCACUUCUUGAUAAUGCUGGCCAUCUCUGACGAUUUUACCAGAGAUGGUCAGCAUUAUCAAGAGUUGAUUUAGGCCAAAAACUCAUUUUCGUCAAAAAAUGACUUAGGCCAUUAUUUUCAUAGGGUGACAUCAUGCUCCUUUAUACUCAUGUCACUUUUCUGCAUUUUUUUCUUUUUCACUCUUAUCAAUGGAGUGUCAAAUGUCUGGAAAGUCAUUAUGGGAUGAUAAAUUAAUCUUCACUCUUUAUUUUUCCAGUGUGUGUAAACAUAAAGUAGAGAGUGGAUGUUUGGUACUUAAAGACAGCAGCAAACAGUGGCUGCAAUUUUGAUAUAGUUCGGUUACCUUCAUCGUAGUAAUUUCAUUGUUAUUGUGGAUUCAAAUUUAGUUACAUUUAGCUAAAAGUAACUGCAACAAAAACAUUACAACUUUGAGCCAAAGUCACAUAUUUUCAACUUUAAGCAUGUACUAAUACAUCUCCAUGAUCCAGUUUAACAACAAAACUUGACUCUGCAUUUUGGUAUGCACACAGGAACGGUCAACUCAACACAAUUUCCUUUCCUAAUCCUCAAACUCCAUCUACCUUUGAACGCUGCACAACAAAUUUGAGCUCCGGAAAACAAAACAUGUCCAGACCUCACAGUGGGUGAUUCAGUUUGGCCUUAGAGGAGACACAAUUUUCAGUAAAGCACGGGGGCAAGCCAUUUUACGAUGUUUGGAGAGCUUGAAGCACAGCAGCAAUUCAGCUGUGGCAGAGAGUUUGGGAUUGAUCAGGAAAGCCAAAAACUGGUAAACCUUCAGCAAUAUAUCAUGUGCACUCAUUCUGUCCACAGGUCCAGGAAGAAAAACAUAUAUUUUUAAGAAGGUUACGGAAAAUGUUGGUUAUUGUUAGUGCACUGCAUGAUGAAUGUCUUGUUUUGAAACCUACUUUCCAAUAACUUAUAAAGUCCUUAAGAGCUCAAUCAGAUUAAAUUCAUGUCUUCAUUCUUUAAUUUAGUAUAACAAUAAAAAAUCAGAUGGCUGAAGCUUUUUUCAAGCGGUCAACAACCAGAUCUCUUGGGAUUUAGAGCUUGUAGAGAGAAGUUUGGGCAUGUAAUCAGUACAUCUUGGGCCAUCCAUCUUGACAUCAGUUGAAUUACCUGAGCGGACACGGUCUGGGUCCUCUGAGUAUUAGCCUCCAGUCUUGUUAGUAGUGCAGACGGGGUCUGUAGUAAAUGGAGCGCCGGGUAUUGACGGGGCCUGUCAUUACCUUUCUCUGGGAAUCAGCCGAAGUGCUCCGUCUCCCUCAGAGGCCCUCCAUCACCUCCAACAGGCCUAUUUAUGGGCCAAAGGAUUGGCCCAGAGAGGAGAGGAUAGUAACAGAGGGGUAGACAGAAAUAGAUAGGGAGAGGCAGACAGGGGAAAAAAAUGAAGGAGAAAGACAAAGUAACAGGUAGAAAGAACUGACAGCAGCUACCAUUCACAUAACUUAAACUUCCUUUGCUCAUAGGAGUCCACUGAAAGUGACUGCUCGGGUGAAAAAGGUUGAAAAUGUGGUGUACAUUGCCAAAGGUGUAAAGUCAAUCCCCAAAUAAAACCUCUGACUUUAGUAAAGUGAUUCCAGAGACCACAAAAAAAAUGGAAGUGAACAUGUCAACUUUAUUUUGAAAAGAUUAUCAUUUUCCACAGACAGCAUAAUCACAAACUAUCACUGACACAUGUAGAUAGUAGUACACACAUGGAAAAUUUUUGAAAUGAUGAGCCUACGCCAAAAACAUCUACUUCAAUUCAUAAAAUGUUUAAUCCUAAACCACAGCCGGAAUCUAGUUUAGCUUUAACCGACUGACAUAGAAAGAUGGACAUAUUCUGCAAAAGCAAUAAAACUCCUGACUGGUUGUUAUCAAACUUGCUUCAUAUCUGCUAUUAACAAAGUGAAUAGAGUAAUUACGGUAGUCUUAGUGUAUGUAGAGCACGAGUACAGUAUCUUGUAUCUCAGCCUGUCGAAGUUUCUAGUUCAUACUGGUUUUAACUUCUGAGGGAACAGUACUGAAUUUCAAAACCUUCAGGAAAGUUUCUCUCUGUUUUGGAUAAAGUAGAACACGCUGUAAAUAAAAAGUGCAUAAAUUACAAGGCUUUAUCUGAAAAGUUUAUGUUUCCCUCCCACACCAAAAAGUUAUUAACUGGUAAGCAUAUGUUAUUUUUAACACACACUGCCCUCAAUUUCAGAUUUUAGGAAUAUGAGCUCUUCGCAUGAGCAGACUGCUUAUUUCAGUGUUGGGUGGUACUAAUAAAUCAAAUAUGAAAACAAGGAUUAUAUUUUGCUUUUUGUUGCUUACAUGACAGAUAUUUUUAAAGAAACUGUUGUCAGUAAUGUAAAUAUCACAUCUGUUUAAUUGAAAAUCUGAAAUAAUGUCAUCAUAUAGCUCUUUUUAGAGUCCACAUGUCACAUUUGGAAAAACAGGCCAAUAUGAACUUGCACUCUUCUCUUGGCUGUCACCAGAGGAAGGGUUUUUGCUGUUUGACUUUAGCUGAAACACACAACAGAUGCAGCAUCUCGAUUGUAGAUGGGAACAUGAUCAGCCACUUGACAUGCUGGCAGGGAGCCUGAUUCGUGCUUUAUUUGAUUUUUAGUUGCACACUUCAAGAGAAACUAGCAGGUGAGGUCCAGAUAAAACAGGUUGGUAGCUUGGAUCGUUUGCAGUCUGGCAACAAAAAAAUCUGCAUAAUGUCAAAACAAAAGCAUUUUAAAUGAGUGACAACCAGGUAUUGAUGGCGCAUAUUCUGCAAAGUGACUCGGUGCAUUUACAUGCACAGCUUAAUCAGACUAAGCUCAUAAUUAGUUUUUUCGCUGAAUCAGACUUUCUUGUCCGCAUAUAAAUGCAGCUGAGGAAAUCGAAUAGUUGACAUGACGGUAUCCUCCUACCCAAAACUUGGGGGUGAUAUGAGUCUUUUCAGCGGGGCUGUUUUCUGAUUGACCAGACUGUCAACAACAGCAGCAGGUGACCACUGCUGCUGGGCAUUUUCCAGCAAGAUGGAGCAUCGUACAGCAUUGUUUUUGUCGGUCAUGAUGUAGGAGUUCUUAAAGUGAUAGCGCCACUUCUUCUCUGGUGUUUUUUUUAUUCUGGGGUUAUGGGGGCGUGGCACAUGCACACAUGCAUUAUCCAAUCAUACUCCAACUACGCCGAUUACAAGGUCGAAAAAAUCGAAUUCCAAUUGCAUUAUCUGGGUGUCUUAAUCUGAGUUCUCCCACUUUAAUCAGAGUUCUCAAACUCUGAAUAUAGUCAGACUAAGGUGUUUACAUGCAUUUCAGUUGUCCGGUCUUAAUCAGAGUAAGGCAAUAAUUCAGUUUUCUCGAGUGUCAUGUAAACGUACUUACUGAAAGGCCCACAAAAAAAGAGAACGCAAAGAUAGAAUAAAACAUGAUAUCUUGAGUGUUAACAUUAAAGCAUCAAUGAUGCAUUCAGUUCCACCAUUAACACCAAGCGCUUAUUAAGACUGAACAUCCUUAUCUGCAUGUCCAGUGUAGUCCCUUUCCCAAAGCUCAACUCCACUGAUUCCCAUAAGCCUCCAGCCGACCUCAUGCUGUUUACACCCUGCUUCUCUCUGAUCCCCUGAACUGACCACACAGCAGCCCAUCAGAUCACACACCAAUCUAACAAAGCAGGCUAUAUGCACAAGGUCAUUUGCCUGUGAUUCACUCAAACCCACUGUCCAUGUUUGAACAAAUACACAACCAGCCUGUAUACAGAUAGAUACGUUCAGUAUGCAUGCAAACACGUCAACAUAUCUUAAUCUCGACACUGUGCAUGCACUUGUCUCUUUGUUUUAAAUAGCCCUUCCCCCAGAAGCAGCAGUAUCGUUGUUUCUGCUGCAUUAGGUUUGAUUAAAUGACUUAACUGUUUCUCGACCGUCCUCAUCCUUCAUUGCAAAAACAUAGCCCUUGUUUUUAAUCACUGCAGCACCUCAUGCUAGACCUGCAAAGGCUCACAGAGGGGGAGACAAAGAAAAGGGCUGAAAUAUUGUUUGAUCUUGUAAGAUUAAAGAACAAAAAAAGGAAAAAGGAGGAUGGAUGUGAUCUUCUUCAGAAUCUCCUCAGCUAAGUAGCGAGCCCCCGGCUCUAAUCGCCUGACUCCUCCGAAGCCUCUCAAAACGUACCUCCUUUAAAGAUGGCUGCAUCCAAUUAGCUUGUUGUAUGUCAGCUGUGGGUUCUCUGCCCGUAUUUUACAGCUUGUCAUCUGCUCAUAACAUAAUAGCUCGGUCAAUAUUCACUCUUUUAGAAUGAAUAAUAGCAGCAGCUCAAAUAACCCUCUGUCCAUGCUCCGCUGUCAAGAUGGCAGCUGAUGCACAAGUACUCUGUGUCACUGUCAUGUACACUAAUUCAGUUGACUAAUUUGCCUUCUCCUCUCCUCCAUUUCUCUUCUUGCCUCUCCACUGCUAGAUGAGAUCGACUCGGAAAGUUUCAGUGUGGCCCGUGGCCUUUGUGGGUGGCUUGCGAUACGAGUCCCCCAAGGUGAAUGCAGCUGGAAAGGUCUACGGCUGGAAGACUGUGUUCGACCCGCAUCGGCCCUUUGCCAUUGACAUGGCUGGCUUCGCCAUCAACUUGAGGCUCAUCCUUUUCAAGCCACAAGCAUAUUUUAAGCUUCGCGGGGUGAAGGGAGGCUACCAGGAGAGUAGUUUGCUCCGGGAGCUUGUCACACUCAAUGACCUGGAGCCCAAAGCAGCCAAUUGCACUAAGGUAAUUUCUUUCCUUUAACAAUUACUCAUAUUAGGCAGCUUUACUUGAACAGUUCGUGGUUAGGGGUUUGUGUGGAGAAAAAAGAAGAAAAAGAAUACUCGAAAAAUAUGAAUAUCUCUUUUUUUAGAUAAAGUGCCAAUUCAUAAAUAAAAAUGUAUGUAUUAAACAGUCUAAUGAGUACAAGUAUACAAGUGUUAUUGCCUCAUAUAUGGAAAGUUAAUUUUCUCAGAAGUAAGGACAAACCCACUCAAAAUCAAGCUUGCUGUGCUCGGUGUCAAAUUGUCCCAAGCCUGAGGGUCCCUCUGAGAGUCACAAGGAAAAUCUAAGGAGCGUCAAGAUGAUUAAAAGCCUUGGGGGCAGAAAAUCUUUUUCUCCUUCACCAAAACUUUGGGCCUCAAAGGGUUACUCAACAUAAAACAUUAGAGGGGUUAUGAAGGGGUGUGUUUCUAAUGACAAUGCCAGCAAAUCUUGGAUUUCUGAAACAGAGGAGCUUAAAGUACAAGAGGUCAAAACUCAGUCAGGUUUGAAGGGAUCACAAUAAUAAACAUUAAAAUAAAGGCGCUAUGAGGAGUUUGUAACUGGUUGAGAAACAGACUGAAACUGAUGCUUCUUUAUAAUGUUUUUACCCCAAAAUCAGACAAGACCAUCAGCAACAUGUCUAAUAAUGAAGUAAAUUUUGAUGCUUUAACUGCUGUGAGGGAGGGAGUGUCGAACCAGGUGAUUGACAGCAGGUGGAAAAAUUGACCUGACUUUUACUCACAAUAAGUUUAAUUUAUCAUUUAAAUUUAUCUAUAAUAAUACAUAAUACAUAACAGGUAUCUCUUUGCCAACUUGAGGCAUUGAUAUCAAAACAACCCAGAAGUUCCUAACAGCAGCUUUAAGAGCUUCAUUGUACUUCAUUAUCUGCCUUUAUGUAUUUUUGACAUAAAAUCUUAAUCCAUAAAGCAAAGUAACCCAAAAAAGAUAUGAAAAGAUAUAUCCAACUUGGAAGUUCGUAUCAAGUAGAGGCCUUAAGCAGCAUUUCACCACUGCACCAAACACAUGUGCAUGUACGCAUGUAGUUUUGACAGAAUCCUAACAAUGUGAGAUAGUUUGUUUUCACAGAAUCAAAAUCAGGGUUGGAAAUGUCACCUCUGAAAAAAACGGUUAGUCUAUUUCAUACAUUUUGAAGCAUGGAUAGGGCCAGAAUUGACGCUUUCUACUGUUUCUUGUCUUUGUGAAGCCAAACUGACCCUGGCUAAUAUAAAGUUUACCUAAUACAAGUGUGGCAUAAAUCUUCUUAUCUAAUGCUAAAAUAUGUUUUUAGAGUUAUCUAAUGCAUUAAUUCAUGAAAAAAACAAAUGAGACAAGCAGAGACCUUAAUGACUCGUAUCUGGCUGAAUUACAGAAUAGAUAAUUAAACCGCAUUUAACUUUUCUAAUUUCCUAUCAGAAUAUGGAUGUCACAAAAGUUUAUCAGUUUAUAAGCCAAACUUACUUGGUUGAGUUCCCUGCACAUGUGCAAUCUACACUUUAAUGAGGUUACUGUUUGUGCAAUUAUCCUCAAGGCAUGUAAUUUUAUAUAAGAAAAAGUAUGUAACAUGUUGAUUUUGUUAUGGACAGAAUAUAAAUAAGUCUCAGUUUGUUGCUAAAAGUUUGAGAUCAUUGAUUUUAUUCCUCACACUGCCCACAUACACUCUUCUACACAAACACGUUGGAGAAAGAGCCUGUGGGCAGAAGCAGCAGCAGCAUUCCUCUCAAUGUCCGUCCUGCUUACAGCUCGUAGUCUGGGUCACAUCACUAAGCCUCUCCAUGCAAAGAAGAGUCAGCCAGAGGGCUUCAGCUAGCCGUAUCCAUCGCCUUUACACAAACGUAAAGACAGAGAGAGACAGAGACGGGGAAAGAAGGGAGAGAUAGAUACUUUCGGCCAUUCUUUUCUGCUCCCUCCCAGCCAUUCACAGGGUAAAUGAAAGGAGGGGAUUCAAGGAGCGGCUGAGAGAGCUGAAUUGGAGUUGGGGGGAGCAGGGACGUCACGCUGAUUACAGAUGAGUGCAAGGAUGGACAGAAGAGCGGGAGGGAAAGAGGGAAGAGAGAAAGGAAAACCGUGCAUGGGCAUCUCUUUUCCUUAUAAUCUACCACUUCAGAUGUGAGCGUGACUAUUAACCUCCCCCCUACACCUGAGCAAAGAGGGAGUGGGCUCCUGGCACAUCUCAAACACACCUGAUGCAUAAUUCAUAGCUGCUGCCACGGUGAGAUGAAAGGAAGGAGAGUUCCAACACAGAGAGGAGCGGGCAAAAUGAGCUUGACACUUUCUUCUUUCCCUGCCCUGUUCUCCUUACCAUCCUUUUCCUGGGUGUUUGUCUGGUCUCAUAAGCAAAAUGAACCAAGUCUGAAGGCUUGCUAACACAAUAGCACACUCACAAAAACAGAGAAAAGAAGAGGAGCGGUGCUGCAAAUGGAAAAACAGCACACACGGUGUGUCAAAGCAUUUUUAGCCGCCUGUCAUUUGGUUUGGUUUGGUUUGGUUUGUUUAUUUUCACAUAGAAAAGAGUUUAAAAACAUAGAUUACAAGAUUCAAUGGUAAUGUGAAGGAGAGUGCCUGAAAACCCUCCAGGGGCUUGAGAAAUGGCAUUCUCCAAGAAAAUUACAUGUAGAAUAUACUUUUUACAAUUAAGGCAAUAAUAAACAUAUCAUACAAAUGAAAAGGUAAAAAAAGAAUACCAAGCUAUAACAACACAAAAUAAAAAAUCUGAGAGACACAGAAUAAUAAAACACUAAAGAAAAUAAUGAAUGGACCCUGGUUCGUUAAGCAAACCAUAUGGGAAGUAUUUAGUUAAAAGAAGUGAUUUCAGAGCCUUCUUAAAUUGGUAAGAAGACAACUCCCAUAAAUGAAAUGGAAGAGAGUUCCAUCUUUUUGACCCUCUGAAGCCUUUAUUAAAUUGAGUUUGAGACGUACGUGUCAUUGGGGGUCUAAGGUUAGUCGAGCUACGUGUUGGGUAAUAAUGGACCUGAGAAUUAUGCCCAAAUAAAUUAUGGAAAAAUGAAGGAAGGGUUCUCCCCAAUGAGCCAUGAACAAAUAGACCAAUUUGGAGAUGGUUGACUUGAAAAACACUGAGAACUCCUAAAUGAAUAAACAAAGGCUGAGAUGAAUGUCUUGGAUGUACACAACUUAUCGUUCUUAGAGCUCGUUUCUGAAGACAAUAUAUAGGCUCAAGUUUGAUCUGGUGGGUACUAGCCCAAACUAUAUUACAAUAGUUAAUAUACGGAUAAAUCAUAGAAUAGAAUAUUAUAACAUAGUGGCUACCUCAGAGCUGAUCAGAUGGCGGACUUGACACAGGCUGAAACACGUGUUUAAUACCACACACUCAUGUCCCCUCCCCUCACUCCCAUCUAACACUGGGUUCACGCUUAAGUAGCUCUUAGACAGGUCCUGUUGAACGUACAGCCAGAAUCGACUGUUUUGGAGAACAUGAGGCGGCAUGAGCUGAAAGGGGGAGAGUGCAUUGAAGGAGUGCAUUAGGGGAACAGCAUGUUACUAAUGUUUCUGUCAUUUAUGUUCCAUUUUCUCAUCAGAUACUUGUCUGGCACACGAGAACAGAGAAACCAGUCCUUGUAAAUGAGGGGAAGAAAGGAUUCACAGACCCCAACGUAGAGAUUUGACCUUCUUCUUCCAGACCAUGGUAAAAAAAAAAAAAAUCUUUUCCUUGAAGUAUUUUCUGUCUUUUCCAAGCCUUAUUCCCUUUAUGAGGGAAAAUGGAAAUGUCAUGACCUGUAUCAGCCAAAUGAGCUGGUGUUCUUAAUAUUUCUCACUACGCUGAACAUUCAUUUCUUAAUAUGACAAUGGCAGCAGCUGUCUUGCUUUAUUCAAUGUCACUAAUGGAAUAAACAGGUUCAAUUAAUGUGAAUUAAAUCUUAGCGCUCUUUCUCAGCAUAUCUUAAUCCUUUCCUUCACAGGUGAUUGGCCUUGGACCUGCAGAGGAAGAAAACAGCAGAGUCUCUUGAUAAGUGCAACCAGUGCUCAAGUCUUAAUCAUCAGAAAAAAGGAAAUGAGGGGCCUUUGGAAGAGGAUUUAAUCUUCUUGGCUGACAUUUAAAAAUAUGGACUCCUACAGUAUAAAUGUAUCGUAUUAAAGCACAGAUUAGAGAGAGGCGGCAGUCGUCGGGUCUGAGACUGAAGUGCAGAGGAGACGGAGCAUCCCAAGGCUGCUGUGGUCAGACAUGACCUGCAUGUUCACAGCCAGCCGAGGACAGCCGAACAAAAAGAGACAGCACAAUAUGACAAGCAUCCAGCCAGCAGAUUCAACCAAACAAGCAGGUCAAAGAAGAUCCUUCACCUCAAGUGACUAAGAGGAAAAAAAUAACUAAUAUGAUCUGGAUCUGCACAUGGUACAAGAAAUCCCUCUUGACAUUAAGGAGAAACAUCGUCAGUCUGGAUAAAAACACAACUCUGAGGACAAAUAUGUCUCGACUGGAUUGUGCAAACACAAACACUGCAAGGGAAGGAAUGUUCUUUUGAUAACUAUGAAAUGUUUGCUUUUAUUUAAUUUAAUCAUGUUGAGUAUUUUACAAGCACUCGACUUGCUAGUUCAAUUCUCUUGACUCUUACCUACAUUUACUCUUGGGUUAUCAUUGUUCAUUUUAUAGUGUCAUUAUAACUCAUGCAAUUAAGUCAUCCGAACACUUGAGGAGAGAGACUGCUGUUUUAAAUGUACCCCAGGUGGUGCUUGGGGGAACAUCAAAUCUCGAGAUUGCUUUAAGCACUUAAAAAAAAGUACACAAAAUUAUCUUCCUUUGUGUAAAUAGUAACUUAUGAGAACAAUCAGAGGAUUGAUGGAGAAUUAUGACAAAAACAUUGUAAUUACUGUAUUUAUAAGUCAAAGAAAACACAAGUCUCUUCCCCCGCGGUUAUUCCCUCACAGCGACAAAUGACAAGGCACAGCUUCAUCCUCAUUCGAAAGUAUUGAAGGAGUAAUAGCACAUCAACUGUUUCAUUUAAAACGUCAAACCAGCUAUAUGGUAGAAUCACUAAUGCUGACCUGAUGCAAUGCGACUUUAUUUAAUCUGUGACAUUGCAGUAAAUUAAAGCAGUUCAGCGUUUGACUUAAUUUCGACUUGAAAUCAUUCGUUGUCUAUGCACUCUCAUGUUUUCAAAUGCAACCUGUUAAAGGGCAAAACUGCUUGCAAGUACAAAAAGUAGCAGGACUUUUCCAACUUGAAAAAUCAUACUUGUACCACAGAGUGAAUUCCCUGGAUUAAAUUUAGAUGCUCAGGCUUUAUCUGUGAUGUUAUGACACAACUUACCUUUAAAGAGCUGGUGUAAGUAUACAAUUAAAACAAACAAAAAAAAAAAGACAGAUGCUUGGCCCCAAGUAUUUUUUCUACUUAGAAAAAGGGUUCCACCUAAAAGGUUAGAUUGUGUAUGCUUAUCUGAAUGAACAGCAGGCUCAAGAAAAGCACAACAGAAAUAAAUCUUAUUUUAGACCGUGACUUGGUAUGAACAUCGACUCGCUAUCUUAAAUUCUGUGGGCUGAGAACAAAGUAUCUUGUGGUUUCACUUUGUAUUAAGUAUCCAUUUUGUUGUACAUUCACUGGAUCGCAGAAGGGAGUCAGAGCACUUUUACUGAUAAACAUCAGAAGAAUGACGCUGUACGCUGAACACUGUAACAAAGUUAUUCUACACCUCAUAUUAAAGAACCUUCCUCGACUCUAUAAAUCAUCCCUCUAGUGCAUUACACAGUGGUAGCUCUUAUCAAACAUUGCCCUGCAGAAGUUACUGGAGAUAAUUCAAACACAGCCUCUAUACUGUUGGCAGAUUACACACACACACACACACAAAACCCUGAAUACGCCGCUGCAGUGUGAAAACUUACAAAGACGUCACAGCCUCUUGGGUUCAUCAGCCGGAAAGUGUGUUAUUAUUACGUUUCACUUGAUAAGAUACACAUUCAGACAAUGGCUGUGUUGGUUCUCUAAUAAAACUGUCUCCUUUCAGCAACUGCAUGAUAUUACACUGCACAGGGAUCGGCCAUGGAGAUCACAAACUAUCUUUGGAUUUGUUUGAUUCUUCAACUCGCCUCCAAUUAUUUAUUGAAAAAAAAAUGAUAAUGUAUUUAUUUAUGUAUUUAUUUCAAAUGUGGAUGUGCAACUAAAUCAGGGUUUAUUCUUGAAUCUGUAUUUUCCCACUGCUUUCUAAUAAGGCACGCUCACUACUAGUACACUGUGCACAUGGAUUAAAGAUAAUUCAGCAGGCAGACACACACACACACACACACACACACACACACACACACACACACCAGCAGACUUCUUUCUGGCUUUGCUGUCCAUCUGAAUCCUGAAUUGAGCAGUGAAGUUAUUUGGAGUGUUUACACUGAAACAAGUUCAGAGAGAGAGAACAAAAUUUUAAAGUGAACUUAAGUUUGCGCUGAUUUUGAGAACAAGGCUGACUUAUUUUCUGAGCUCAUUUAUGGUUUAUCGUUUUUAUUCAAUCUAAAUUCCCACUUUUCCUCUCAGUGUUGCCUUGUCCAAAGUGGCGUCAGGUCAUCUUGCAUACAGAUGAACAAGUAGUUGAACUGGUUAUUUCAGAUUUUGUCAUGUUACUCUCUGUGGUUUGUUCAAAAUCUGCAGAUCAACUUUAGGCCUGAAAACUUCUGUUGUUACAAUUCUGUCUAAAAUCUGUUUGAAUUUUCUCUCUGCCUCUGAAUAGAUGAUGUAUUAAGCAAUAUUUAACUAUGACCAAGAGUUAGUAUUCUUGUACCAACCGACCUAUACAACUUUAGCAGUGCAGGUUAUCAGUAAUAAAUGCCAGUUCAAGAGCAUUUCUCUCUGAGGGCUUCUCUAAGGCACAAUACACGUCACACAUGUCCUACCUUUUCCUCAUUUCCAUUGUCAUCUUCCAGCCUCAUGUGAUUCGCAUUUUAUGCAUGUGACUCUUAAGGUUGUUUAUUUGCCACAGUGAUUUUGUCUCAGAGAAAGAUGAUAGUUGAAUCAGGAAAAUAAAUAAGAAGAACCUUA